Molecule: messenger RNA, 66701 nt
Organism: Xyrichtys novacula (pearly razorfish)
Lineage: Eukaryota; Metazoa; Chordata; Actinopteri; Labriformes; Labridae
Source: the annotation of a GenBank genome assembly
AUGCUUCCUGCCAUCACCAUGGAAACAGAGGCCAGUCACAUGCUGGAGGCAGCACUGGAGCAGAUGGACGACAUCAUUGCAGGUGAGGGUUAUGAAGUGGAGUUAUCGUCUCAGUGACAAGAGAAUUAAAGACUUCAUCAAGAGGAAAUUGCCAAUGCUGGCUCUGCUGGCUCUGGAAAGAUGAGUGGAAAUCAUGGGGUCUCACAUGCUCAACUUUUACACAAUCAUGUGCUCUUUGAACAACUGAUGUGUUUACAAACUGGCCUCUCAUCAAAUCAGAACCUGACUGGUUCCAGUCUGCUCCACAGAGUUGCUGAGAAAUGAGCUUUUCUUAAAAACCUCCUGAGUUUAAUCUGACUGGGUUGAAGUCUGCCUCAUUCGUAGGGAUGUGUCACCACAUUGCAUGGUGUUGAUAGUAUGGUGGGUGAGAGAUUGUUUGGGCCUAAAAUAGGGUCAGUCAACAUGACAUUUAAAAAUCCAGGAUUUGAACAUGCCUAGGAAAAGGUUCAUCCAUCAGUGAGAACAUUUUCUUACUGGAAACAUAAAAAGUGGAAAGAAUGCUGAUUUUAUGCUGUUCUUUACUGCAAUGUUUUUGUUACUUUGACCACAGUCGUUUUUGUGUACUUAACCCCAUAGCUCUGGAAUGAAAGGGAAGAGCGCGGAAGCGCGGCGUAAGUCAGGUCCGCUGUGCUGACGAGGCAUGCCAAAGCACACUGUAUUUUGGUGAGCGGCGCAGUACAGCAUAAGUAUCCCCCCUCCAUAACUCAGCUCCUCCCAGCGGUGUAAGUAGCAAAGAGGGAGGGGAUAAGGCGUGGAGUAAGUUUGACACAGCCGAGUCCUGUUUUCACCAAUAACAUCGGCUCCUCUCCUCACCUUUAAAUCCGCCACUGGCGAGGCGUAUUACAGUUGAUUACAGGAUGGCGACUGAAGGCAGCCCCUCAACAAGUGUCGUGUGUCGAGAGAGGACACUCUCUCAAAUAAACACAGAGGGAUUUGGUGUGUAUAACGUUGUACCCACUGGUAAGACAAACACCCUUUCCCACGAAUAAAGACACUCACAUCAAGUUGCAUAUAUUUAAACCCCACAUGACAAAGGUGUUUGACAGAUCACAACAUAAAAAUAUGCCAAAAAUGGCAUCAAAAUCAGAACCAACUGUGCGCAAAGGACACAUCGCACUCUGUAGCCUGGCUCUUUCUUUCAUAGAUGUUGGCAUAUAAAAUGAACUUUGCUCACACAACUAAAUAUUAUAAUAUUCGUAUGUGGGCCUAACUCCGGUAUGAAUAUUCACAGAAUUUUAAGGAUGUGAGAACAUCAGAUAAUCGGGUAAUUCUGAAUGAAAGUUUCUUUCAUUUUUUUGUUCAAAUUUUCAAAGUAAAUAAUUCAUCUGAUCACUAAAAUAAAUCAUCUGUUUAGCCUUGCCACCGCGGCAGCAGCAAGAUGUGCAGAUGACACGGAGAUGUGUCCGAGACGAGCUAAGCGAGAAAGAAGAGGAAGAGGGAGAGAGAAAAAUGGGGGGAGACAAAUUAAAUAUCUUGUUAACUUCAUCAUGUGUGACUAUUUACUGGAUAUUUAAUUAAAUGCGGUUUCAGCUGUGUAAAUUCGGUCAGGUGGAGUGUCCAAACCUGUGCCAGACGCUCUCAUCCAAUAAGAUAUAGAUCAGAAUAUGACGAUAUAGAUCAAAUUAUAUGUGCUGACUCAGAUAGUUGCACUGAAUAUUGGUUGUUGUUGAUUAUUUAUUGCACUGAAAUAUGCCUGACACUGUGGAAACCUGCCGGUGAGGCAUCGGGGAAGUAAGUGCAGUACGACGCCGGUCUACCAAAAUGCCACUAGACCAGCUGCGCUCCGCCUGUGCUGAAAGCUGACCAAGUUUGAAUCGGCGAGCUUUCAGCACACUUUCCAUGCCACUGGCGGGCACGAAAAUGUCACUGCGCCAGCUGAUUCUGUCUACACCUCCCCCUACCGCGCCACCACACCCAGUUUGGCAGACCUCGGAUCACCUCAGUCUAUGAAAAUACCAAACUGGCAGUGCACCGGGCUCCGCCAGACAUAACUACCACUGCGCGGGGUGCGCCACCCUCUGCCGCGCCGCUGGCGGCCACGAAAAUAGAGCCCUAUGAGGUUUAGAGACUUAAAGAUGGUGGUUUAAAAAACUGCGUUGCACUUGUGACACUGUUAUUUUUUGAUUUGUUUUAUUGGUGUGUAUAUAGUAAGUGAGAGUGUAAACUUUGUAUCGGUGUACUGCAUGUUAUUGCAUGUUUUGUGAGUAAAAGAAGUCUUCUUUACUCAGCCAGUGCAUCCUUGGCCCACAUUACUGGACUGGCUGUUUGAUAAAUACUUUGUUUUGGAGUCGAGCACACAAACAAUAAAGAACAGAGAUAGUGUCCAGAUGGUUACCAGAUAUACACAAGAAAAAAAUAGUUUCCUGGUUACAUCCCCCGUGCAAAUGCACGAGCUGUCUUAUUUUGUUUUCUUGAAUAGGACCUGCACAAUGUAACUCAAAAAAGCAUGUGAAGCUCAUCAGUUCCCUGCCGUUUGGCUAAACCAUGCUGAUCUCAUUCAGCGCCCUGAGUUGCUUGCUCUCAGUGACCACAAAUAGAAAUACAUUAAAAAUCCCAUUAGCGAUAACAUCAGCCAAUCAUUAACAAGGAAAUUAGAGACACUUAUCAGCAGAAUUUAGACAUGUUGGUCAUAUUGCAUUCCAUGAUCAACCUUGUUUUCCCGCAUGGUUUAACUUCUUGUGGGGUAACAUGUGAGCACUCAGCUGCUUAAUGACUUUCAUAAUGAUGUUGCUGUGACCGAAAUAGUGCUCUUCUCCAAGAGUUCCCAAACUUUUUAGCUCAUCACCUCAAAAAAACAGGACAAGAGAUUGGUGAUUCUUGCUGUCCUUAAAGGUAGUUUAAUGUUACGCACUGCACCACGCACACACUAAGUGGCUAAAACAAAACAUGAGAAAGACAUGACAACAACAACAACAACAACAACAACAACAACAACACACACACACACACACACACACACACACACACACACACACACACACACACACACACACACACACACACAAACAAUAGAUCAACAUUGAAAAAAAAUAAGUGGAAAAGGAUACCACACAUUAUAAGCUAGGGAAAGUACUGUAUCUGAAAACAACUAAGCAGAAUAAAACUAACUCCAGAAUAAUGUGUGAGACACUCGUUGACACCGUGUUGGGGCCGCAUAAGGGCCUGUGUCCACUAACCAAAUCUUUGGCACUGACAGUACCCUCAAUCUCUACAGUAUAGCUCUCACUGAAACUUAUUUUUGCCUUGUUAUGUUGCGUUUGAACCAAGCAUGAGUAAAAUCAUUUGCACAAGUGGAUUACAUGUGAGCUGUUGCGUCGCAUCCAAUGUGCUUCUUGCUUUAAACGCCUAUUCAUUAAAGUUUAAGAUAUCUUGCCUUAAGUGAACGUUCACGCCAGGAUAACCAAUCAUAGAGAUACCCCGGUACUUAGGUCAAAAACAGAGUGGCGGAUGUGAUGUUGAUUUCAAAACUUUCUGUAAGAAUUAAAAAAAAUGAAAAUAAAAAUUAGCAAUUUUAGAAAACACACUUUUUAAAAAUGCAGUGGCAUUCACAUUAUCUGUUGUUUGAAAACACAUUUUUUGCAGUUGGUUUAACCCAGUUUAAUUCAUGUAACUCCUCAUUCAAACAACAAUCAGUCAGGGUUUUGUCCUUUAAUUCCAACAUCAUUUCGUUAUGACAUAUAGUUCAAAGCUAAUGCUGAAAAUUUCUCAAAUGAAAAAAAAACAAUGAGUUGUCCUGAAUGCUGUGCUUUCGUUUUUCUGUAGGAGUUAACAUUGGAUUGAACUAAUGUUUUCUUCACUGUACUCUGUAUCAAACACAGUGAAGUAUGCAUGGAUAGAUGGAUGGAGAGCACAAGAAUGGCCUUUUGUUCUGCUUUUGUUAUUGUUCGCACAGCUGGUAUUGUUACAUGCUCACAUUGAAUAUAAGAUGCAGCCAUGAGUUUGUGCACUGUCGCUCUCAAUGUUCUAUCCAUUAUUACCAUAGACUGUAUAUACUAUGGACAACCUGGUUCCGCCUUCCGCCUGUAUACAGAUUUGAAGCCAAAAAGCUCUCUGUAAUUCCGGGUUUUUCUCCACUUCCUUGAAACCGGAGCUGCGCAGUAGCGAUGCACGCAUUUGGCCGCGCAGUCGCCGAGAGUUGCUGUGAUGACGCUCGGCUCAAACAGCGUAUCCCCCCCGGGUGAGCUACGCAAUCCCUGAACGCCCAUAGGCUGUACCAGGUGUCAAUCAUAGAAAACAUGAACCCCCUAAUAACUUUUAAAAACAGAGCUGUACAGAAAAAAAAGGACUUGGGCACAAACCAGUCUUACAAUAACUACAUGUCAACAUCACAAGCAGGGGGGAGAAAAAUGUAUGUUCUGUGUAAUGAAUUUCUAAAGUUUGUCCAUUUGCUGGCGGAGGCGAGAUUUAUGACCUGUACUGCAGCCCAUCAACACAGGGUGCUGUUCUCGGAGUGGCUUCACCCAGCGAGGAGGCAGACUCUGUCCAUUCUAUAUACAGUCUAUGAUUAUUACAUACAAACUAUGUUUGUAACCUAUGGCCUUCAGAUAAACUAUGCCAGGGUAAACAGUUAUAUUACAGGAAUUUCAUUUCACAGGUAAGUCCAUGGAUUCGAAAUGAAUUUAGCUUCCAGCCCUUCAGAUACCCAUAAACAGAGAUAUUUCAUUAUAUUUGUUUUUAUCAUGUGCUCUUUAAUAAUUAGGGCUCAAUGUGUGGAUGGGUUACUAUUAUUUAUGAGAAAUCCUUUUAUGAGUUUAUGUGUAUGUGUAUGAGAAUAUUUCAGUGUGUGUGUGUGUGUGUGUGUGCGCCUGUGUGUCUGUGUGCGUGCGUGUGUGUGUGCCCCAUUUGGUAUAGUAUAGCCAGGGGCAUGGUCCAGAGGACGCCUAGACAAUUUGGAAACAGGGGACUUAACUCUGUGGUUUGUUGCCCAGUAUCCAAACUUCUCAAAAGAAACCUGGACUCCUUGCAAAUUAGCAACACUUGAUGGAUUUGAUUUCUCAUGCGGUUACCUGUCUGUUUUGUACGAUGGCACCACUCCUCUGAUUAUUACAAGUAAAUAUGUGCCCUUGUGUCUUUUUACACACACUCUGCAGGGUCAAAAGCAGCGGUGGCAGAGUUCUCGAACAGCAUGUAUGACCUGGGUUCUCCAGUUAGUGCUGGACCGCUGCAGGUCGUCCAGUUGGCUGAAGACCUCAAACUCGCCCUAGAGCUCCAUCCCAACCAAGAGGAGAGAGACAGCCUCAGAGCACAACUACCCACUGAGACAGCACGGGCUCUUAUAGACUGGCUUCACACUGGAACUGUGAGUACAAUAUGUUCUGAUCUACACAUUGGCUCAUCAUGGCAUAUUAUCCAAUAGUGGAGUUAAGGACAUCUUUGUUUCUGUCUUGCCAUGUUUAAUUUGCAGCUGAGCCCAGACCCGCUGGAGAAGUCUUAUUUGAUUUGUUUUUUAUGAACUUUAUCAUAAUGGUUUUAUUUUAAUGAGCAUUCAAUAUAGUUGAAUUCCAGUUUAUGUGAUAAUACUUUAAGAUAGUGACACAUCAGUGCUUUUCUGCCAGUAUUCAGUUACUUUAUUAUUGAUUUAUGUGGAAAAAUGAGCAUCAGCCCAGAUUGUAAACUCUUCUUGGUUCAUGUUUUUUUACGCUUCACUUUUCAAGUAUGAUGAACCACCUCUCUAUUACCAGGCUCUCUGAUUUGUUCAGUACAGUGUCACCCAAGUUUGAUUACAAUUAUAAAUCUUACCCUAGACUUCUUAUCUUAUCCUGUUAUUCAUUCAUUUAUAUGUUGAUUUCAAGUUGCCAAACUCAUUAAAUAUGCAGUCCUAGCUAGGUGAAGUCAAGGCUCGAUGCAACCAUAGCUUGAAAAAACUAAAGUAAUACCUGCCAUCCAAUAAGCAGAAACCCAAUAUUACAUAAUAGGGCUGCAGCUAUCAAAUAUUUUAGUGAUCAAGUAUUCUACCGAAUAGUCCACUGAUUAAUCGAGUAAUUGUAUAAAGCAUUUUAUUUUUAGUCAAAGUGCAGUAAUUAAUAUACAGGAGAAACUAAGACUUUUAACUUAAUAACAAACAAUCAAUUGUUAUCCUUUUUUUAGAAACAAGGAACGUGGAACAAGCGUGUGCGUUAGCAGGUUGCAAUGCUUGUAAGAAAGCUAAUUAUGAUAUUAGCUUUCAUCAUGCCCCUAAAGACAUUAGUGUCUGAGAGCUGAAUAGCUCCUAUGCUACCUGCCUCUUCUACUACACCAGUAAUGUUAGGCUACAAGCUAACGUGAAGAGGAGUGUGCAGAGCAGUGCUGUCUCCGCCCACGACUCUAGCAUUCAGUCAGCACAACUAUCAUAAUAGUUGUAGUAAUAUGUAGUAAAAUAAAUAAAUAAAAUAAAUAAAUAAAUAAAAAAUUGGGAAUGAAAGUGUCAGAGAACUGAGAUGGAUGAUGUUGUGACAUUGUGUCAGUUUUUGUAAUCGAGGUACUCGAGAAAUCAUUUCAACCCUAUGAUAUGUCACAAUGUGUUUAAUGUUCCUGUACCGGCAACAGAAAAAACGAAAUCAAAUAAUACAAAAAAAAAAAAAAAAGCUAAGGGCAACUGCACACCUGCGGAGGUGGUGGUAUGACCUGUUUAUUUAUUGAGACACACCAAAAAUAAGACAAAAAUCAUCCAGUUAUUUUCCCAGUCUUUUGCCAGAGAGUUUUUUUUAGACCACUUCAACUUUAAUUUGCAAUAUAACUCUCACUAUCUUUAGAAAUCACACAGCUGGGUUCGAAAUUGCACUGUGUUCUCAGUGAACAUGUCUCUGUGAAUAACUGUGUGUUCAUUGCACACAAAAAAGAUGUAUUGCCCGAUGUUACACAAGUUAUAUAAGUAUAUUAAUGAUGAUGUUUUGGAAGUUAACGGAAAAAAUGAGGAAAAUAUGCAACAUGCUAACCAGAAGAACCAGCUGUUUUUUGCUGAGAAGCCUCUUCCAGCAAGGAACAUCUCUGUUUAUAGUGUGCUUUAUUUUUUUUUUUUUCAUAUUUUAGGGUCAGGGUUAUCCUAACAAAUUAGACAAGCUGAACUGGAUUCAUCUGUUCAUUCAGAAGUGAUUAGACAAGGCUGGUUUAAGAGGAGAGCUCGUUCAAGAUUGCAUACAAACAUCUGCUCUUACUGCUUUACUUCUCUUCUGUUUCAGUCCAUAUAACUUUUUGUGAGUCACGUUAUUCAAAAAAUAUUGCACAGACAUGUAUUAGUUACUUUAGAUUCCUUUUUAUCAUACUGCACACAGUUGAUACAACAAAAGAAACUUGAUAAUGCACAGUCCUGUGAACAUCAUGAUGUAUGUGAACAUGUACUGCACACGAUGCCCCAAGCCUGUCUAUUGAACAAAGAGAAAGGGCCAAUAGAAAUUGACGGUUAGUUAUUAAUUCUUCUUAUUUGGUCAAACUGGGUACUAUACUCAGUCAAAAACCCAGAUAGAGCAGUGUGGUCAUCAAGAUUAUUGCAAAGUUUUCUAAAAGAGGACUAGACAGUACUUGAUUUUGGAGGUAGAAAAUCUGCUCUGUAAACUUAACCUUUGAUGAUCGUAAUCUAUCAUCUGUGUUUUCCCCAAAGAGAGAGUGAGAGCGGGUCAGAGGGGCCAGCAAGAGGGUCAAAAGGAAAGGAAUUUAGCUGCUGUGCUACAGAGCUAUUAUUCUGUGCUCUCCUGGCCUGACAUGUCAAUGUUAGGAUGAACUUGGGUUUCAUUCAGUCUCACAUUAGCCUCUCCACUUUUAUUAGCUCUUCUUCCCUUUACCUUUCUUUCUUUCUUUCUUUCUUUCUUUCUUUCUUUCUUUCUUUCUUUCUUUCUUUGUUCUUUACAUAAUUUGAUUACUUCUUAAUUAAAUUUAACUUUAAUUCUUUCUCUAGUUUUUCAUAUAUAUAUUUUACUCUUGGAUGACAUGGGGCUCUGGCCUGAAAGCCUGAUUUCUUCCUAUAAGGAGACCCUGUGUGCAGUCAUUAAAAGUCUUCCGUGCUUGUAUUCAGACAGUGACGAUCAUAGGGAGCAGCUGAUCUGCAGGAGCCACAGCUCUGUUAGGCCUGUUGGUAAUCUAGCUUGAGUGUUACUACAAGGCAGCAAGUGAAGCACUUAAUAUGACUACUUCCAGUAUUUAGAGCAAUAAAAUUGUCUUUAAUUGUUAUUAUGAAUCAUUGUAGGUGGCAGCCUUUGUUGUUAGGAUAGUAAAGUCAGUGGCGAAGUGCAAAAAGCUGCAGUCCCUUAAGUGUCCACUUGAGGCUGGUUCUAAUGCCAUGGACAUCUAAUUAGAAUAAAAAUAAGAAGAACUUUAUUGAUCCCCGAAGGGAAAUUUAAUAGCCAAGGUAAAAUGUCCAUUAUACAGCAGAAAUAAACAUGUCACCAGCCUUCUUCUUUUCUAUAAAGGGUGUUUCCUAAUUCAUCAAACUUUCUGGGACUUGUGAUUAUUAAAUCUAAUUUGAUCAUAUUUAACCUUAGGGCAUCUUUAAGAGUUUGUCUGAAUUGACUGACAAGUGGGUGUGUUGUAACCCACCUGUCAGGCUCAACCCCACUUUCAUGUGGGUGUCUUGUGCAUUUGAGGUUAUUUUGAGUCAGCAUAAGUCAACUUCUGUGUUUAGGUUUCAUUAAACUUCUUUAAAACCCCAUGGCUGAUGUAUCAGGGACCGUGUUCAUGUUUUAUACUAUCUAUGAUUGAUUUAUCAAAACUGAACUUUAUUUUUCGUACAUGUCGCUAAGAUUAGUCUCUGAACAUACAACACAAAGAGUUCUGACAUUUGAAAACCUGAUAUUUUCAUCGCUAUGCUCAUUAUCCUCCAACAUAGAGCUUGUUGCACCAAAAGUCACCGUGUUCUUAAAGUGAGGGAAGGAGAGAAGGAAACAACACAGAGGGUUUGGGAAGGGUUCCAAAAAGUUUUCCUCAGAGACACGAUUACAACUCCACUAUAAUCAACUUCCUGUACUGAGCCCCCUCCCUAACACCCUCACAACCUCUGCCUCAGCCUGCAUGUCCUCUCGGACUUUCUUUAAUUUCUUUCUUUCCUCUUUCCAAAAUCCUCCCCUCACCGGUUGGACACUUUACUCUCUUUCGUUCUGUGCUGCUACUUUCCCUUCACAUUGCUACUCUGUAUAGAUGGACACCCUCUACUUCCUGGUGUGGGUCUGUUUGUAAGUUGGCUACUUGGUGUAGAAGUUGACACUCAGUGCUCAGGAAUGUUAAGGUAAGACCUAAAAGUCACAGCAUUUAAAAAGAGUUAUGUUUGUGUUUUUUUUUUACUCAAAAAAUUUAGCCUUUUUAUUAUUUAGGGAAUUGCAAACUUAAUGUAAAGAUGGGUGUUUUACUCCUUAGUCCACUGACAUGAAGUUGUCAAUAGACUCUGUUGUAUGAGGAUGUUUGUUGGUCUUGCUGUGUGUUAUCCUGCAGAGGCUGCUGUUUUCUGCUUAGACAGUGGUGUCAAGUUUACACACUAACUCAGACUGUUAAAUCUGUAAAGGGGGAGAUGUUGGACCGGGUUCAGCAGCUGUCUGAGCUCUUACAUUGUUUCAACAGCAGAUGUCUCACACGCUGCACACAAUUACUUGCCAACCCCCCCCCCCCCCCCCCCCCCCCCCACACACACACACACACACACACACACACACACCAACCCCUAUUUCUUUGUUUCUCCUCCCCUCUGUCCCCCCAAUUCUACCCUCUCUUAUUCACUCCUUCCUUACCACAUCCUUCUGUCAAAGUUUUUCUCCUGUAGUAACUCUCUUUUGUUCUGUAGACGCGGUCAAAUGUGCUAGUGUUGUGUUUUUUGUUCAUGAACAUUAUGUUUCAUGAGCAGAUAGAAUACAGUUUGAGUUGGGGUUGAUUAGGAACAGAUUAGGAAAUGUGCUGCUAAUGUUUUUAUUCACUGUAAAUCAGGGCAUUUAGUGUUAACACAAACAGCACUUCCCUUCUGGUCCAAAAUGAACAUAUUUUUUAAAUGGUCUGCUUUAUCGCCCCUACAAGUACUAAGAGUUGAGUUACCACCUACGAGGUACCCAUACUCCCCACACAGGUAAAUCUAAUCAAGCCUGCAGGCAACCAUAAUCACAAAAACUUGCUAAACACUAUUUUGCAUGAGUGUGUGAAUCCCCAGUGUGUUUUAGUCUGUUGUGCGCACUUUGGCUCCUACAUGGUUUUUAAUGUGUAGCAGUGAUUUACUCUGCAUGGUUGUUUUAAAGCUGCCUCAGACUUCUAACAAGUAAAACAUCAAAAAGUCAAGAUUAUUGAGUAUGUUACAUUGCAUUCAUUUGAUUCCUAAAUCAAGAGUAUGAUAAAAAUGCUUGACACUGUUGUUGUGGACUCAAGCUCAAACUUCUGAACUGAGCUCAUCCAUUUUAACCAUUAACAUAUCUUCACCCUCUUAAAAUGAUGGCCUAUGUCAAUGAUCAAGUUUUUCAGAAAUUUUUCCGAACACUCUCAGAAAAUGGCGUAACUCACACUCUACGUAGGCGAUUAUACUACAAAUAUAGUAUCACAUGAUCUGUUCAACUGAGGAUUUAGGUAAUUCUACUAGAGAUGGGUAGCAUCAUGAAGGACUGACUCAGGGGAAAAAAAGUCAUUUUUGUCAAAUUGUGACUUAGGCCAUUAUUUAAUGUGACGAUAUUGAAAUGUCUUGCAACAACAAACAUCGUUGUGUUCUCUGUGCUUCACCUCUAAACUCUGGUUCUCCAAUUUACUGUAAACAAGAAGUUUGCCUAGGAGCAAUCCUUAGCAAUCCUCUUAGCCUCUUGGUAUAAAGAAUUUUUUUUGUGUGUUUUCAUUACAAGUUUAAUUUUGUUAUAUAUUUAUAGGUAAGGGUGACAGGAAGACAAACCAGGCUGUCCAAAAUAGCAACUUUGAGGUCCUCAUUGGACACCCACUGCAUAGUGUUAGGGUUUUUGCAGCGCAAGUAUAAUUUUUAUUUUCCACCCAACACAGUUGUCAUUACUUUGCGUAGCACCUAUGUUGUGUAAACAACAAGUGAGUUUGUACCCAUGCUCGCACCCAUGUUGGUCUUAAAAUGACUUUGGUUUGGCCAGGUGCAAAAGUGGCGUGUUGCUACUCUGAAGACAUAGAAGGUGACUACACUCUAGACCAACAAAAACCUGGUCUAAUACCUAGAAUCUGUUAUGCUGUAGUGUCCUGAUAUUUGGAGGGCAAAUUGGUGACACAAUAAGAUGCUUUUUGUAGUCAAACAGACAUGCAGCGUGGCUCCCACUUUUGAUAAAAUAUAAAAAAUUUUUGCUGGGACAGUGAACUUAAAGGGCUUUGAGAUACAAGUGUGUUUUCCAUCAUCUCACUUCAUGAUAUGGCAACAACAAAAGGCUGAAAUCUGCUGACAAAUAGACACAUGCUUUCAGGUGCACCUGACUCUGAAAGAGAAUGAGAGCAGACUAACUAAUAGGUUUGAUCCACGAUACGCCCCAAACACACCAUCAUUAAAUCAAAGGAAUUAAUCUAACCUCUUCACUCUCUGGCCUUCACUUUGCACCCAGAUUGUGCACUCCUUGAAGAGGAAAAUAUAGUGACAACAAACCCUUAUUGUCCUUGUGCCUCGCACUUUAGACUGUGUGCUUUAGAUUUGUUAAAACUGGGCCCUUGGUCAGACAGUUUUCAAAAGUCAAACCUUAGUGUUCUGGUUAGUGAGAAUUACAUUUGUCCAAAGUCUUCAGAUCUGUGUAAAAACACUGAACAAGGAGUUUGGAAAACUACAGCAACAUUUCUCUCCUGAUACACACAGCCCUGUUAUUGCUUAAUCUACUGUUUGUUUUGUUUUGUUUUUUUUUCUUUUUUUUUCUUUUUUCCCAAAAGGACCCCCCCCCCCCCCCUUUUUUUUUUUUUUUUUUUUUUUUUUUUAGCAGAAAACAGCCCUAAUGAAUCAGUUCAAGUGACCCCCGAUUUCAGUGGUGGAGGAACAAAAGUCUGGCAGAUUAUGAAGGAAGUGAAUAUGAAGGUUGUCCUCAUCUUGUCCACCUUCCUCUUCUUCCUGCUCCUCCCUUCUGACCUAGGAACAGGAUCAAAGACCCACGUGCCCUGCAAUUAGUCUGCCCUCUGUGGGAUCCUCUCCAGAGAUAAACCAUUAUGAAAAACACUCACAGAUAAACACAGGAAGCUUCAUUGGGGUUUUACUGGCAGGAAGUUCUUCUCAUUACUACUGACUUAGAUGCCAGCAUGUUUUCAGAUGAUGAUCUUUGUGUUUGACUAACUUAACCAUCUUUAGAGAUUUGUUUCUCUGCACUUACGGACUAGGAUAGGACUAGAGGAUAAAAAUGCAUACAUACACAUAAACAAACUUUUACAUAACAGCACUGAAGAGUCUGUGGCACAGUUAGAAAACUUACAAAUGAUUUCUGAUUUUUAAAUCUUUUACUGUUACUAUGAUUUUGCUAACUCACACCGCUGUUGUCUCUGCCUGUUUUUUAGACUGCAUGAGAUCUUUGUUCUUGUAGACAUGUACAUACAAUCAAGUUCACACAGACCUCCAUGUGCGGCCUUAUAUCGUUCUCGUCUUUACAACCAAUUCAUAAGAAAAGUGUCAUUAGGGCUAGGGAUGGGCGAUAAAUUACCAUUCACGAUUUAUUGUCGGAAAAAUCCCCCACAAUGAAUAUUUACCAUCUUACAAUAAAUGUGAUAAACGCAAGUUGAUGAUGUAAAUGCGAGCGAUAGACUCGCAGCCAUAGCCCACACAGAGCACAAUAACAAACAAACUUGACUGGAGCUAAUGAAGAAGACGUUCCUGAGCAGCUCGUUACUGAACAAGGCUCCACAUGAGGGAUUUCCCUCAAGACUGGGGCUUAGAUGAGUGUAAUCAGGUAUGCAUGGGACAGUGGAUCUGCUGCUGCUGUUCACUCUGUGAAAUAAGAGUUUUCAACAAAUGUUGAAAAUGUUUUUACAUUUGAGACUUGUUUGAUGUCAUUAGUUUUCUCCACAACCUACCACUUAAACUUGUGGUUAAGCAUUUUAUUUGACUACUCCAACUGGUGUUCUCAAGACAAAAUGAGUCAAAAAUAUAGAUUGGAAUUAUAAUAUUUUUAUCAGGACUUUUAUCGUUGUCGCCCGAAUGGCAAAUCUUAUUGUGAUAAAUUUUUCAACAGAUAUCGCCGAUCCCUAAUUAGGGCACAGUUACACAUCCCAAAAACUAACUCAACACAGACGUAAAAAUUGUCACACUCACAGAGACACAUGCAGCCCAGAAAAUCUGGAGUUGUUUAGUUUUGAAGAGUCUGUCACUAAACAGCUCAGUAUUUUGAACUGAGUUUGUACUGUGAAUGAAUCUGUCAUUCAGAUGGAUGACUAACGUGGUUCUGGUAAACCAGUUUGUAAAAUGUAAGUGAGCAAAUACCUUAAGUCUCAGAUAAAAACGAUGAGACAGAAUAUGAAAAAUGACAAUGUUAUGAAGUGUCAGCAGCAUGACAGUACAUGACUUUAUUAGAUAGAGCAGAGGAGGCAGAGAAAAGUCUGGUCUGGUUGCUCAGAUGCCGCAGGUUUGGAGAUUGUGUGUGUGUGUGUGUGUGUGUGUGUGUAUGUGUGUGUGUGUGUGUGUGUGUGUGUGUGUGUGUGUGUGUGUGUGUGUGUGUGUGUGUGAAGAGAGAGAGAGAGUAAGAGAGAGCGAGAACAGAGGCUAAGACUCAGACAUAAACAGACGACAGAGAAAGAAGAAAAACCACCCACCUCUUUUCUGGGCUCGGCCAUUUGGCUGUCAGACUGGCCAGAGCAGGAAGAGAGAGAAAAGAAGGGUAGUGACUGAGAAGUUAAAAACAGAAGAAAAGAGACGGAGCAAGACUGAAGAGAAAGAAGUAGAAAUGCAAGAACUCAAACCAGAAGAGAGAGAGAGAAGGAGGAGGAGGGUGCAGAGGGAGCAGUGAGUGACCAAAAAAAGAGAGAGGAGUGUGAAAGCGAGGAAACAUAAAGAGGGGCAAAAGUAGGGGAAGGAUAAGUAAAAAGAACUGGUAGAAAAAAAGGAGAGUGUUGAAGGAGGAGAGGGACAAAACAGGGGGGAGUUGUCCAACUUAGAAGGCAGAGAUCGUAAAACGCCCUCCUCCACAGCUGUUACCAUCGCAGUCACACACACACAGACACGCACACACAAUCACACAGACACAGUUACAUGACAGGACUCACAUGCUACAGCAGUCUGCUAACUAAAGACUCACUUUGCCCAGUCUCUUGGCACGGCUCACACAUCCUCACAUGCUCACAGUCUGAGUGAGUCGUACAUAAACACAGACAAAGGCAAGGCAGCGAUGGGCUGGGAGCAUGGAGACUCCCAUUGACUUCUACCGGCACUUCUCCUGGCUUAAAAAGGUGAGCACAUCGGACAUUUUCAGUCCUUUUUUCAUAGUUUUAUAAACAGACUCAGCUUGCAUAUAAUCUGCUUGGUUCGAUUGGUGUCUUGGAGGAAAAGCAGGUCUUGUUUUGAAAAUUUUGUGGGAAAGUCCCCUGACUAUCACUUAUCUCACAGGGACAAAGCAUUUUAUUGUCCUGUUCCUUUCGUGUUAUUUCCUAUCAACACAGUUUUAUGAUGCAGUUUCCUCUCACUCUCGAGCAGCGCUGCAUCCUCAACUUUUUGCAGUUCUGUUUGGGCAUGUUGUGUGAUUGUGUGUGUGUGCAUGAGUCCAUGCACAGGCAUGCAUCACAAGGACUGUGUUAUCAGAUUAGGAGUAUUAUCUAUCAGCUGAUUGCUGUUGACAAAGCAGCGCUUGAUACCACCGGAUUCAAUCAGGGACACACUUUGCUACAGGAGAUUUGUGCUGCAGUUAAGACUUGAGGCUUUGAAAAGAAAACUGUCGAGCUUUUGUUGUGUUUUUGUGUUGUCUUGAAGUCAUUGAAGCAGAUUAUCGUAGAUAUACAGUAAAUAACUGCAUCUUUUCCCCGAAAUAUUAUAAGACCCUACUAACUAUGCAAAUUUAGGUUACGUGAUGUAAUUAUCAGACAAACCCUACGAGAUUCAAACAGCUGCCUUUAUAUAGAGCUUUUGAUCGUCUCUGAAAAGUGGUAGUUUUCUUGUAUCACCUUGAUAUGCUGACCUUGUGAAUAUGACCUUUACAUGUAUACUCGGGGUAGGAAUCACUAGUGGCCCCAUGAUACGGUAUUAUUACUUGGGCCACGAUACAAUAUUAUUGCGAUUUUAACAUUUUGCAAUACAGUGAGUAUUGCGACACAUUGUAAUUUAUACAAAUUUUUCAACUGCUUAGCUAAUUUAGCAUUUGUCUUUCCUUUAUGUUUUUCUUAUUUACACAGUAUUUUAUUUUCAUGUAGCACAUCUUGCAAACCUUAUGUUUGUUGUACUGACUUUCUCCCACUCCAUAAUGUCACCUCUGCCAACCUCACUGGACAAACAGCUGAUUUUAUUUUUCCAUUAUGCUAGAUUUGACUUCAUAUUAACAAUUCAUUUAAAAAAUCAAUACUUGGUAGAUAAGACGAUACAAUAUAUCACCAAAAAAAAUAUUGCAAUACGAUGCUGUAUCGACGUCUGUGUUGGUUGACCAGUCCAGUUUAUUGUUGAGGUGGACGCCCAGGAAUCUGUAGGACUCCACCAUCUCAAUGUCCAGACCCUGGAUGUUCACUGGAACAGUCUGGGGUGUCCUCCUCCUUUGUCUUACUGGCGUUGAGCUGGAGGUGGUUUGUGCCACACCAGUUGACAAAGUCAGUGAUGACAGUCCUGAAUUCCCGCUCAUCCCCUGACGAUACACAUCCGACGAUGGCUGUGUCAUCAGAGAACUUCUGGAGGUGACAGCUCCCAGAGUUGUAGCUGAAGUCCGAGGUGUACAGGGUGAAGAGGAAGGGGGAGAGCAGUGUCCCCUGUGGAGCCCCCGUGCUGCAGACCACCAUGUCUGACACAGAGUUCUGAAGCCUCACAAACUGUGGUCUGUCAGUGAGGUAGUCCACGGCCCAUGCAGCUAGGUGACACUCCCGCCCUCUCGAGCUUCCCCUUGAGCAGUGAAGGCUGGAUGGUGCUGGCAGCACUGGAGAAGUCAAAAAACAUGACCCUCACAGUGCUGCCGGUGUUCUCCAAGAUUACUUCUAUCGGUGCAAAUUCUUAUUCCACAACAACAACAACCAUCCUCUUUCUUUCAAACAGUACAUUUCAUACAAUCAUUCAUUAAAUAGAAAAAAACAUACACCAGCUGUUUGUGCUACAUGGUGGUAGUCCAAGAAGGUGACCUCUGUGAAAGAGGAUUUGCUCUCUGUAGAUAAAAGCUAAUUUUAAGCAGACAGAAUCAUUUUAUUCUAGGGCUGCAGCUAUCAAAUAUUUUAGUAAUCGAGUAUUCUACCAAAUAUUUCAUGGAUUAACUAAGUAAUCAGAUAAAACAUAUUUUUUCUACUUUAAGAAUAAGAAUAACUUAUUCUUAUAUAAGAAUAACUUAUUCUUAUUCUUAAAGUAGAAACUCUGUUUUAUCCCUGAGGGCAAAUUCAAUUUGAGUGCAAUUGUCGCAGAACAAUUGCGGAACAAGCAUGUGCGGUAGAGGAUUGUAAUGCUCGUAAGAAAGCUAAUUAUGAUGUUAGCUUUCAUCAUGCUGCUAAAGACAUUAGUGUCUGAGAGCUGAAUAGCUCCUGUUACCUGCUUCCAAUAUGACAUCAGCAAUGUUAGGUUGCAAGCUAGCGUGAAGAGGAGUGUGCAGAGCAGCGCCGUCUCCACCCACGACUCAGAGGCAAAGUGCUAAUGAGCUACUGGAGCGCUGCAGAAGAAAAGCUCCUCUCAUCAAGUAUUAUUUCCACUCCGCACCAAACUUCUCCUUCUGCCAUGGUGACAUAGGCACGUUGUGUCACCUUGAAAAUAAUCCGUGCGAAAACAGUGACAAUUUGAGUUUAUAAAUGAGUACUCGAGGCAGAGAUUAUUCCUCGACCAUUUUUUGUAAUCCAGGUACUCAAGGAAUCGUUUCAGCCCUAUUUUAUUCCUGGUCAUUACAUGACCACAAACAUGUUUAUUAAUGCAUCAUUUUUACCAGUUCAGUUCUGCUAAAUGUUAUGUACUACACACGGUGUCAUUAAAAAAAACCUUAGACAACUUGUUUCAUAAGCUUAAUCAUGAGUUGUAUUGUACGGUGACUUGAGCGCAUCACUACAUUACAUAACCUUAGGGUGGUACCUUCGCAAACAAACAGCAGCCUAUCUGUUCAUGGCUGUGUGUUGGGAAAUGUCUUAAUAGUAUGCUAAAACAGGAAAUUUGACUCAAAGCAGGUCCUCCUGACAGGUCUGUAUGAAACCAUAAAAGUAUCAGAGUCCUCAGGUGUGAUCACUAUUUUAACACCCCUCUAGAAACUCGUGCCACCAGCUUACCUUAACAUUCACUCUUUCUACUCCCUGGGGUUGUUGAUUGCCAAGCUGUGCAGACAUAAAAUAUAUAGAGCCAUCUUUCCAAUUAAAAUAGACUGGAGGGACUGUCCCUCACAAUAUGUGCUUUACAACCAGGACCAAAUCAAAUUAACACACAGCAAUGAAUUAAGAGGUGUAAGGGUCCCUUGUGUUUUCUGAACAAUCUUUCUGACUAGUGCUCUUUUCAUUACGAUAAAAGUAGGAUUUAAGGAAAUUGCAUGGCUGUGCUGUCGUUAUAGAGUAGUGGUGCUUCAAAAAGAGUUGAAGGGGUAUUCCGGCGUAAAUUUAACUUAUGGUCAAACACACCGUAACACUGAGUUAACACCGAGACGAGAGAUAAAUGUUGCACACUGCUUGCUUCUUUAGUUAUACCAACUUCAGCAACGACCACAAGAUAGCAAUACACAGCGAUCUACAUCUCUACACGCAAACCUCAACCAAAAAGCCACUUUAUAGCCACAAAUAAUGCUCAGAACAGCACCUAACUUCAUCAUCAGUAUAUAUAGGGUCCCAGCCAUAGUACUAGCCAUCAAAUAUCUUUUUACCUUUGCCUGAUUCUUUUAGCAAAGAGGCCAAACACAACUCACCCACUCUUCUCCAGCAGCCACUUGUUUGUGGGGGAGCCCUGACUAGUUGAUCACCGAGUACAGUGGAGUUUCGCAGCUCAAGGAAGAACAUUCAUGAUUAUUACUCCAUGGAAAUGCAAUGACAGUGCAAGGGCAGUGUGUUUGACCAUAACUUAAGUUUACGCCAGAAUAUCCCUUUAAGGUAGUGAAACAGGUUGCUGCAGCCGUUACUGCAUAUGUCUCUAUACAUGAUUUUUUUAAAAAGGCACACAUUCACACAGUAGAGUACUGUGUAGAGUUUAUUUGGUGACUCAUCAAAGUUGGCACUUUCCUGCUUGUCUUCACAUUUGUAGAGAGUUGGAUCAUACACAGGGUUGUGCGUCAAUAGGAUCCCACCCUCUAAUGGACUGAGCUCUUACGAUGAAAACUCAGAAAACUACACUGUAUCAAACCCUGAAAAUCCCCCUGUUGUGCAGAUGUUUUCACUUUGGAAAAAUAUUUGCUGUGGGGCUGUAUACUCUCUGCAGCAGCUUCUCAUACAUUGAACCUUUAGUAUUUUCUGCUGUGAAGGGAGGUGUCUUUGUUGAACAUCAAAUGAGCCUUGCUGUUCAGCUCUGAUCAUUUGCUCAUUAGUUUUUUUUUUUUUGUUUUUUUUUUUUUUUUGGGGGGGGGGGGGGUGGGGGGGGGGUGAUGAUCUGCCCCAUGUUUUUGCCCCUCUGUCUACUUCCUUCCUUCCUGACCAACUCAGCCUACCAGGCGAUGACAGACAGAUAGAUAGAACCAGACCUUUAUCAACCCUUUUAAGCACUCUGUCACCUCCCUGAAAUGGUCCAGCUUCUCUGCAGUCUGAUGGGAAUAUCUCUGAUUACAACAUACUUCAAAUACUUUUUUACUUCUCCCACUGGAGUGACAAACAAAAGUCAUUCAGUCACAGGAAAGCAAAGGUUUUUUUUUAAAUCGUAAGUCCCUUAAGUCCUCUAAUCAUUUGAUCAGCUGUUCAAUCCCCAGCUUUUCCAGCCCGCAUGCUCAAGUAACUUUGUGUAUCUUGCUACUGAGUCUUGAAUUCCUCCCACCCCUCAGAUUGGGACUUUGUGAACAUGUAUGGUCAUGUAGUAUAUUGCACUUCAUCUGUGUUUAAAUGUAAGUGUUUUAAAUGGGUGUUGUGUCGACAUUUCCAGUUUACUUGUUUACUGUAAGUGAUGUAGUCAUGAAGAUGUUCUCUCAGAAAGCGCCAUUGGUGGUCUGAAACUCAAAUCUCAGUCCACAACUUCUAGGUUUUUUUUUUUUUUUUCAGUGGGGAGCAUCAGAUCGGACUUUGAGUUAAGAGCUUAAAACACUGAUGUUUACGUUUGAAACUGGGUCAUCAUCACGACAGCAGGAAGGACCUCCUUUAGUGAAGUCAGGUCUACACUACAAGCAGACUUUCCUUUGAAUCUUUGUGUCUUUUUAGGCUGCUGUGUAGUCAAUGUGGGUCCAGUAUAAUCACACAAUAAUUGGCAGGAGUCAGUAAAAACAAAUUGUAGUUAGAUUACUCAUAGAGCACAUAUGGAGAAACAACAAUAUUCAGUUUGAGUUCACUUGGGUUGAUGGCCAUUUUACAGAUUUAAUCCCCCAAUUCUGGCUCCCCUAUCAGCUGUUUCAUCUUCAAUGACUCCUUUGCAUUUUGAGCUGCUAAAUGCUCCACUGUGUUCACCAGCUAAUCAUUUACUCAGCUUGAAGCAGAGCAGAUAGUGCACAAUAGGUUAUCAGAGCUUUCCACUAAGAGACAGCUAGUCCUGCUGUUGAAAACAAGGUGGGCGACAGAGAAGAGGUCAGCAGAAACAGAGAAGUCCCAGGCUCUCAAAUCAAUGAGCUUUAACACUCUAUGAGCCAAAGGGAACCGCAGAGCUGGACAAAGACUGUAAGAGAAAUGUUUUCAUUUGGCUUGGUGUUGAAAUAUGUGAAAAUAGUAAUGCAGGAUUGCACUCCAGUCUUGGCCUUUGGAGUAUACUUUUAGAUACAACAAAAAUUGCUCAGGUAUUCGACAAAUGUACUUCGUGUGUUUUGUCAGGUCUGAUCUUUUAUUUUACACAGCCAUACCACUUAUUUUGUUUUCAUUUUGCUCCACAAGAUAUAUGGGCUAGUGGUGUCAGGGAUCAGCUUGUGAAGCAGGUCUAUUCAGCGCAGUGGAUGUUACAGGUCACAUGAGCAGAUCUUCACAUGAUUAUUAUGAAACAUGAUUUUGAUAACUAUGGUAACUCUUUUAUUUGUUUUUCACCAUAUUGUAGUACUCUGUUAGAAUGAUAAAAAAUUACACUAAAUUAUAGCUGAAACAAAAAACUUUCUUAAUGAUUUGGUUGCCACCAUAGACUGUAUAGAAUGGACGCGGUCUGCCUCCUCGCUGGGUGAAGCCACCGUGAGAACAGCACCCUCUGGUGAUGGGCUGCAGUAUAGGUCAUAAAUCUCACCUCCUCCAGCAAUCCCUAAAUCCCUAUGGAGCUGUGGACAAACUAGAGAUUAAUUACACAAAAUGUAAUUAAUGUAAUUAAUGUAAAUCCCCCCCCCCCCCCUUUGGUUGCAAUGUUGACAUGUAGUUAUUGUAAGACUGGUUUGUGCUCAAGUCCUCUUUUUUUUCUGUGCAGCUCCAUUUUUAAAAGUUAUGAAGGGUUCAUGUUUUCUAUGAUUGACACUUGAUACAGCCUAUAGGUGUACGAAGAUUGCGUAACUCAUCCAGGGGAUACCCUCUUUGAGCCGAGCGUCAUCGCAACAACUCUUGGCAACUCUACCACCGAAUGGGUACAACAGUUGUGCGUCAGUGGAGGUUCCAGGAAGUGGAGAAAAUCCUUUAAAUACUGAGAGCAAUUCGGCUUCAAAUGCGUAUAACGACGGAAGGCGGAACCAAGUUGUCCACAGUAUAUACAGUCUAUGGUUGCCACAAUAAUGUACCACCUUGAACAUUAGUGUGUAGUGUGGUUGUGCUAACUCAUCAAACUCAAAGCUGCUUGAAGUCUUUAACCUCAGCUGAUAAUUCUCAAAGUAAAUGUUAAACUGAGAGUUUGCAAAGCAGCAAACAUCAUUUGAUUGUGUCUGUGCUUCAUAGUUAUAUAAUACAUCCUCUUUCUUAGUUUCCCUGUUAACAGCAGCAGCAGUAUGGGCAGUCAGCAGCACUGGACACACACUCAAAGAUGGGAUAAACUGACCCUGAAGGGAGAAUUGGAAAUUGCACUGAAUAUGUCAUCGAAACCUUAAAUCCUUUCAAAUAGUUUUGCCUGGUUGACAUUUUUUUCUGAGUUGCCGUGAACACAUUUAUGUCAUAAUCCGAAUAAAACCUGUGAACCAGCUGCAGACUGAAGGACAUGGUGCUCUGUGUUGCUUGUGUAAUUCCAUGUUACAAAGCAUUUUCAUCCUGACACAACUUUUUCACACACAAGGCUGUGUACCGUUCAGAAGAUAGCCAUGUCCGCGUUUUCUCAUACAGUGGUCAGAGUUGUUGGUUCCAUGAUAAUCAUAUCACAAGCUGUUGAAAAUGAGGCCUGACAGCAGAUAAGCUACAGUCAGAAAAGUCAGAUGAUCUCUUAUAAUUCCUGAUCAUGUGCUUUUGGGUGAAAAUAAACUAUAUGUGAAUAGCAGAGACUCUGUCACCUCCACGUGCAAGAGUAGGUCAGCCGUUUGUACAUUAGUGCAUCAACAUCCCUUCACACUGUAUGACUGUAUUAUACUCUAAAUCUGAAACCGCAUAUUCACCAUCAGUUGACGAAGUCAGAGGACAGGAGGACCUACGGGCUAUGUCAGGAUUUCAAGUUUCUGCCUUUCCUCUCGUUACUCUUUAGUCACACAACUAUGCUAUGGAAACCAUAAAGGAAAUUAAGUGCUACUGGAGCUCAUGUUAAAUGUAAAGAUACAUAACCUUGCAUUUAAUAAGAAAUCUGCUUAGAACCUGGCUAAACUUCAAUCCAAACUUCAACUGUUGUUUCCAAUCAAGCUAACUCAUUGAUAUCAUGCCAAUAAGAAAAGAUGAGUGCUGUUAUUUGAACUCCUGUCCACUUCUGUGUCAUGUAUCCAGGUGAACCUGUGCACUCCACCCAACAAUGAGAGCUACCAAGAACGACUGCUCCGCCUAGAGGGAGACAAAGAGUCUCUGGUGCUACAGGUGAGAAGAACUCUGUGUUUGUGUUCCCUGAAAUUGCUAAUGCUCCUCAUCUCACAGUUUCUUUCAUUAAAAGUAAAAAACAACUGCUAUUAGGGCCGCUCCCUGAAGUUGUGGAGGGAUGAAAAUUAAUAAGAUUUUAUAGAUAUCGAUGCCAUUAUCGAGUCUGCUUAUAGAUUCAAUUCUUAAACGAUUCCCUUUUCAAUGCCUUUCUUUGAUUUAAGAAAAAGGAGACUAUAGGUUUUCACCAUUGGGCAGCAGUAGCUCACGAGGUAGAGCGUCCAAUAACUGGAAGGUUGGCGGUUCGAUUCCCCCUUAUCCGAGUCUGUUCAUUGUGUCUGUGGUGUAUGAUUGUGAGUGUUGAGUGGUGGCGGUCGGAGAGGCUGUAGGUGCAAACUGGCAGCCCCGUUUCUGUCAGUCUGCCCCAGGGCAGCUGUGGCUACUAAGGUAGUUUACCACCACCAAGGUGUGACUGUGUGAGCGAAUGAAUGAUGUAUCCAAUGUAAAGUGCUUUGAGGGUCUCUGAUAAAGCGCUAUAUGAAAUCUGAUGCAUUAUUAUUGACUCAAAAUUUUAUUGAGUCUCUGAUAACAGAAAAAGAUGUAUGCCACCUUCAGUGAGAGUCUAAAAAAAAUCAAACCACAAUUUAUUUGUACAGCAUUAACUUUCGUCGGUAUGAAGUCAAAUUAGUUUGACCAUAUUCUGGAUCCCCUAAAAGAGGACAUCACUAUGCGGGGCAGAGUCACACGCAAAAUUUUAAUGGUUUUUUUGGUUCAGGUUGAGUGUUUUUUAUGGGUUAGGGUCGCUUCUAACUCAGUUAGUCCAUGCUACACAAACUGAAAACUUCCAUACAAAACCCUGGACAUUUUAAGGAUUUUGCAAACUCCCCCCAGACAGGCUGGAUAGCCCCUAAAAAGAGCACAUGUCCGGGUAAAAGAAGACAUUGUUAAGUCUGGCAUGCAUUAUGCUAAUGUUAACACAGGACAAAUGUAACUUCCAUAUCGUGCUGAGAUGGAGCAGCAGCAGCUGACGACCGGCAUAGAGCAUUGAAUACAUGUGACUCCUUAUACUUGAUGCCGUGCCCAAUUGACAAAUGUUUAAUCAUGUUGCUGGUAUUUCCACCAUUGCAUGUUAUCACUGCUCCACAAAUGUUGCGCGUCAUGCUGUUGUCGUCUUUUUUAGUAAAAUGAAGUCACACUUCAGAUCGUUUCUACCUACUUGCGGACUUCCCUCUAUGUUUUUGUUCUCAAAGUCUUCGUUCUUGUUCACGUAGACCGGCUCUCGUGAGACUGAUUUUCAAGGCACUGGGAACAAAGGAAUUGUUAAGAUAAAAUGUAAACGAUGUCGAUGGAUAGAAAAAUUUGGAACUGGUCCUAAACAAAAACCGGUUCUCGAUUCCCAUCCCUAGCCAAGUGUGAUCUCAAAUAUCCAUAUUUACUGAAGUUGGUUAUUGGUCUUGUUCUCAUUUCUCUCCUUGUGUUUCUUUAAAUCUCCUAAAAUAAAGGCGGAAAAAGGCAACAGCACCCCUUAAUCAUUGAAUCAGAGUAUUUUUUUUAACAGUUCAACUUUUUCCAAAGCAAUUCCCAAAAAUUAUCGUAAUCACCAUGAUCAACAGAGGAGUCAAAAUACAUCUCAGUUUUUGUUGCAGUUCAGCUGUGUUUAUCACAAAGUUUCUGAAAAUCCCAUCUCUGCAAUCAGUGAGUCAGGGAAUUAAGAAGUAUCUAAGUUUUCAAUCGGGAGUCUCUGUACUUUUUCAUGUUAUUUUAUAACAAAACAUGCUCAGACACCUGGAAAUGCCUUAGCAUGUGUUUACUGAGGACAUUCAGAGCAACUAUAAACAUCAGCUUAAGUACAAGAUUAUACUGUAUAUUCCUGCGUGGCAUGACGUCAACAGGUUUUCCACUCUUAGAUCAUUUUAAUAGUUGGUUCAUACAGCUGUGAUUUUCACAGUCAGCCUUCACACUUUAAAUCCCUGUUUUAGACUCAUCUCUGUUUGCAAACAUGUAUUUUUGUUUUCUGUGUUAAUGGCCUUUCUCAAAAGUGUACUAACUGGAUGGCUCUGCUUUGUAAAGUUGUCAUAAAGUCAAUAAAGUUGAGUCUCAUCAUGUCCCACCACCUCUGACACUCACACACCCACAUGUUACACAAUCCACGUCUAAGGCCUGCUGUGAUUGGCUAACAUGCAAGGUGACAGGGGCUUAUUUUUCUUGAAGGAAGAUUCAACAGGUUGUAGGAAGUCUGCCAUCUUCAGGUUUCUUUGCUUUUGCUUUCACCUGCUCUCUUUCAGAGCUCCAAGUUGUCUUAGUGCUUUUGUGUUGUGCAAUGUGGUUAGCAGCUAAACCCCUGCUGCCUCACAAGGAGCUUUCACUUUGAUUGUAGCAGAGCACAGAGAGGUAAGAUAGUUUCUCUUCAGCGUUGGAAACUUCUAGUUGUUAAUUCUUAGAUUGUCUUUUUAUGUAUGUGUCACAAACACAAUGCUUUUUUUUAAUGCUCAAUCAGUCAACUAGAGUUGUUUUCUUCGAAGCUCAGAUGUUGUUCAUUCAUCCAUGUAGUUCAUGGAUUGUCUCCAAAUACAAGGAAAUGCAGUCUUCCAGAUCAGUCACUCAUCUCCUCUCUGAGACAUCACAUGUCUUUGUUUUCUUUGUAAUUUGAAUGUUGAAACACGUUGAGCUAUAAAGUUUGCAGGAGUUUCUGUAUUUGCAGAGCGCUGUAAGACAGGAUGGUGCUGCAGGGAUGAAAAUCAGGAGAGUUAAAGUGACAGAGAAUCAGCUGCUGUCAGAGAUAUUUGACAUAGUUUAGGGGAACAGGAGAACUGCAGUGUGUGUGUGUGUGUGUGUGUGUGUGUGUGUGUGUGUGUGUGCCUCUGAAAGGAAGAUGUUUCACUUGACUUGAGUGCGUUGUCAAGGGGAUUUUAGUAAAUGUGCAACACAUUCCUGAGUGACGGGCUACUGAAUGAACCUGUAUUGUUUGGAGUCAAUGUGUUUGUGGUAAAAGUGAAGCAAAAGGAGGAGGUUUGAUGAUGUUACAAGGUAUGAAGGUUUUUGUGUAAACCACAGAAAAAUCCAGAUCUGAUUUAAUUUCUUCAGAGUUUUGUGUUAGUUCAUGUAUUAGUCAUUCUGUGUGCGUAUGUGCAGUUUUAUGCUCCUGCAUUUUUAUUUUGAUGGUUUUCUAUAUGUGCAACAGCAUUUUCUACAUUUGCUCAGUGGAAGCUCUUGAACAAUAAAUGUGUCUCUCUUCAGGUGAGCGUUCUGACUGACCAAGUGGAGGCACAGGGUGAGAAGAUUAGAGACCUGGAAAGUUCUCUGGAGGAACACCGACAAAAACUGGCCUCCACAGAGGCGAUGCUGCAACAGGUAUUGUAUAAACACACAUUAACAUGUGAACAUGUGCAUUCAUUCCAAUCCACUUUAUUUAUAUUGCACAUUUUUACAAAAUCAAGAUAAGCAAAGUGCUGCACAGUGGGGUAAAGUUGUUUGUGCUAACUCUGUUACACAGAAACAGAAAGGUCCUGUUUUGUCAAAUGUCUUUGACAUCAUUUAUGGACCUGCUGCUGGUUGCUGGAACAAAUGUUCCUUUUACUACCUCAGUUCCUUUAAAACUCUUGAUACUUUGUGGUUACAGGGAUAUGCAUCUUGUGCUUUAUAUUAGAGCAAGAGUUAACUCAUGCGGGCAUCACUGUACAUCAGCAACAUGGUCACCAGAAAACCUCUGCACAUACAGAUGAUAUAUCACUAUUUAACAUAGAUCACAAUACAAAUGCUCUAAGGAGGCAAAAGAAGAAGUCGUGUCUUCUUGUUCUGUAGAUUUGUCCAGAAACAAUAACGUGUAUUUCAUAUACUAAUUGAUUAAAUGUAAAUGAUGUCCCUGUAAAAUGUAGGUCAGAAGUUGUGACUAUAGCUGUUGCACAGCAGCCUGCAACCAGCUGGGGGCUGUGGGUCUGGUUAAUGACCACUGCACAGCACAGAGCACGUGAGCCUAGAACAUCUGAAUCCAUGUCGGCUGUUUGUCAGGUUAAUUUGACGAUGAAAGUGAGGUUUACUGAAGUCUGGUGGGACUAGCUCUGCUAACAUUAGCCUCACUCUGUAAACCUGCUUAGAUUUUACCUGCUCAGUCUGUGAUCCCACGCGUUGUCAUAUUUGAGUUGUUUCAGAUCCAACUGUUUUCUGAGUGUUUUCUUACCUUAAGACUAGUUGAUAAAUAAGAACUGAAAGUUCCAUUUUAACCACCAAGAAAUAAGUCCUCUCAGAAUAACUGUGAUGUGAACUAUCAAAGAACUUUCCUGACCACCAACGGGUUGUUUAUAUAACCUUUUUUUUCCCCCAGCGAACUGCUCAAAUUCCCCAUCUUAUUGUAAAAAUCUGCUGUAAGUAGGAAUCAAAGAAGAAGAAAAAACAUCGUGAAGCUGCAGGUUUUCUCGAGGCAAACAUAGUAUGGUCGAUUUUGUUGUUUGAGCACAUUCAAUAAACAUGUUUUACGUUAUCCAACCUAAGAACACUAGAACUAAGUAAACUUGUGGCAGAAUUUCCUGCCAGAACUUUUUCUCCCAUCUCAUCAGAAAUUUACAUGCUCUACAAUGAUCUCAUACAUUUAGUAACGAACAAAGCAUGUUUAUUUAUUGUCAGCAGUCAAACAGGAUACAAACAUGAACUGGCCGUUAAAUGGUAGAAGAGCAAGGUGGUACUAAAAAUGAGUAAAUAAAGGCGUGGCAAUGAGUUGAAUUCAGGGCACACCAGCUUGACUCUCUACUGUUUACUUUCUUCAUAUCAUAACCAUCUUGGUUCAGUCAUAGGAUUUACUUUAAUGAGGAAAAGUUUAUUUCACAGGUCAAAGAAGCCACAUUGUUUCUUUAAUCCUUACCAGAUUAAAACAAAGGUAACUCUUUAAAAUAAGAAUUUCUUCUUUAUUGGGAUCGUACUGAAGCACCAAUAUUAACUUCUUAUCACAGAUUUGUAUGGCUUAAAAUGUGGUACUGCAAAAGAAAUUAAACCGAGUACAGCAGAGUUUCGUAGCUCAAGGAAGAACACUUAUGGUCAUUACUUCAUGAAAAUGCAAUUGGUUCUUGUGUAUCUUGUAUGUGCACUUGGUCUGAUUGCAUUUCCAUGAAUAAAUAAUCAUAAAUGUUCUUCCUUGAGCUGUGAAACUCCGCUGCACUUGGUGAUCGACUCGUCAGGGCUCCCCCCACAAACAAGCGGCUGCUGGAGGAGAGUGGGUGAGUUGUGGUUGGUCUCUUUGCUUAAAAAAAAACAGGCAAAGCUAAAAAGAUGUUUGGUGGCUAGUACUAUGGCUAGGACCCUAUAUGUACUGUUGCUGAAGUUAGGUGCUGUUCUGAGCAUUAUUUGUGGCUAUAGCGUGGCUUUUUGGUUGAGAUUUACGCAUGGAGACGUAGACCGCUGUGUAUUGCUAUGUUGUGGUCAUUGCUGAUGUUGGUAUAACUAGAGAAGCAAGCAGUCAGCAACAUUCAUCUCUCGAGGGGGUGUUUGACUAUAACUUACGUUUACACUGAAAUAUCCCUUUGAGAUCAAGCAGAGUUUUACUUUAAAAAAAAAAGUAUUUCUGAUUUAAGUGCUAUCAUGAUUAGAGGCUGAUAUAUUCAUUAUAUUAUUAUAUUUCAUUCAAUAACUGCAGCUGACAAAAAGAAAGGCGUUCAUCUAUAAAUUUUUUUUUUUUUUUCAACAGAGUAUUCCUCUGAAAUGUAUAAGAAGUUGUUACUAAAAUAAACAGGAUUUACACUGUGCUUCAGGUGUGUUAAAAUGGGUUGAGAUUCUUUUAUGAAGAAGUUUUGCAGGCACAUAUGUUUGCAGCUUUUCAAAAUGACUGUAAAUCUAGCAUUGAAUCUGAUGAUCCUGUGGGUGCUUUUAAACCAGGGAUUUGAGUUCUCACUCUGUGGGUUUUAUUGGACUUAACUUCAGCGUCUGUCUUGGUUUUUGUUGGUUUAUGCUUGAUUGUUUUCAUGUGUCUGUCUUCUUUCUUUCACAGCUAAGGAAUGCUGGUCAAAUAGAGCAUGUGAUAUGAGAUAUUUGCAAACAGUCCUCUGGACACACAGUGUAACUCUUUUAUGGCGCCUGCGUGUAUCCAGCAACAACCUUUAUACACAUGCUCUGUACUCUUCUUCUGUCUGUGAUGCAUUUCCUGUGCAGCAUUACAGCGCCGCUUACUGGCUUGGCAUAUGCACUACAUCAUUUUCAGUAGUUUCCUUUUUAGAGAUGGUAGAAAUACUUGUUAUUAAAGUGAAGUUUGGUGAAGUGCUCACUAAUCGACUUAUCGAAAUUGAAAAUCGAGUUUUCAGAGAAAGAAUCUGGAUUUAAUUUUUUUUGCCAAAAUCAUGUAGCCCUACUGUGUUGGAGUCAUUUUCUUUAGCCUAUGUUCAAGUGACAAAGAAAGGGGAAAGAGAUGUAGCUGUAGAGUUGUGUGCUUGUGCUGCAGGGCUGCUACUUGCUGUGGGAACCACAACUAAUCUAAUUAGAAAUAGUCCUGAGUCAGCAAACACAGACCUCCACGCAUUAGACAUAAUCGGAAUGCUUGUGUGACUGUGGCCUUAUUUGGAGACAGAAAUGACUGUGAGGAGCCACUUUGUGCUCUUAGUUUGACAUUGUUGUGGUGAGAAAGUUUCCUGAACAGUUAGGUUGCUAGUUAGGUAGUUUUUAAAAUUGCUGGCUAGAUUUUCGUUUUUACCAGACAAGAUAUAGAAACAUAAGCUGGUUAUUAGUACCAGUUGCAAAAGUGAAAUUGUAAGUGUAUAAUACUUACUUACACAUACAUUUUAUUUUGGGAACAGGUGGGCCGCAGAUACAUACAAUCUAGCGUCAGUCUUGGGUUUUCUGUUUUCUUUUACAAAUGCAGUCUUUUAAGGGCGAUCUAUAAAUGCUUGAGACAUGAUGACAAUUUGUCACAUGUGGCUUCUCAUAAUUAAAGGAAAGCCAAAUGUCAGGCAGCUGAGUUGUGGGCCUCCACCGCAGAGUUCUGAUGAAUUACCUCUAAAGACUCAAGCUUAUCCUGCUGUAAGUGACACUGGUGUUAGAUUGCAAAGUGACAGUCAGCUUCCAUAACUAAGCAGAUUGUGUGAGUGCGUGAGUGCGUGCGUGCGUGCAUGCGUGUGUGUAGCUGCAGAGCUGGAGUAAUUAUGGGUUUUUAGCUGUCUGUCUGUCUGUGUGUUGCUGUGGUGUUGACACAUGUGAACUGUCUUUAUGGAUGGUAUGCUGUCCCUCUGUGGUUGAAUAGAGUUGUUAGUAAUCUGUUAAUUUUGACAUCCACAUGCGCUUAUGACAAAAAAAUGCAACAGUCCAGUAAAUGUGUGUGCUAAAAAUACUUAUUAGUACAAAGAGGUACAAAAUGAAGGUGAGACGUUUUUUGUUUUUUUUAACAGGCCAAAAUUGAGUGUGUCCAUAACUUCAGUUUAUGAGCAAAACCUGUAAUACUUCUUGGUCCAAGCUUUAUGACUUUAACCCAAAACAAUCUCUAAGAGCUUUUCUUCCCUCUUCACUGGGGUAACAUUAUUCUUUAUCUUGAAAAUUGGCUCUCAGAAUCAUGUUCACAGUAUCGCACAUCUGAGUGCUUCAUUAUUUUUCACUGAUUAGACUUAAAUGAAAUAGACGUUUUAUUUUAUCACAUACUGAAUUGGAUUUUUACCCAAAUGAAAUCAACUCGCAAAGGCUUUGUGUAGUCAAGAAACUGCUGUGACAAAAAUAGUCCUCUUUAUUUCCACAUGUUCCUCUUUGGGUUUGUGUGCAAAAUUUGUGUAGGUAGGUGGAAAGGAGGGCAGUCUAUGAGAAGAAAGUUGUGGAUUAUUCUUUAAAUAAUCUUAAAAUGGCACUGUACCACUAUUUAAGUCAAACAAGUCAGACCUAUACAAUCUCGAAUCAUUCCAAUGUUAGUAACAACAACAAUUUAAAAAACAAAUCAAACAAAGCAGAGUGGCAGUGCUGUUAAUAGAGCAAGUUGAUCUCUGUCAUCAUCAAGCUGCUUUAUCCACACUAGAGACAUCAAAACAUAUGAAGUGUCUUUAUUUUACUGUUUUUACUGUGUCUUAUUUAAAAUGACCAACGUGAAGGAUGUCCCUGCUUUCCCUCCCACUUGAAUCUGUUUCCCAAAACUCGAGGAGGACUGUUCAGAGGCUACUUCUCCUAUUUUCUCAGUAGUUUUAUAUCAACGAGAAUUGUGCAACAAAAUGGAUGUUAGAGGUUUUAACAACAAGCCGAGUCAACUUAAAGAAGAGGAAGUGGGAUUAGGAGCUGAGAUGAGGAAGUGAAAGCAGAGGACACAUUGACAGUUAUCUAGGAGUAGAGUGUUCUCUGAGUCAGAUGAAAACUUUUUCAUGCUGCUCUUUGGUCUGUCUCUUUUUUAGACACACUGUCUUUUUCCUCUCUCCCAUACCAAAGAAGCACAGUGAUAUAUUAAUAGAGUCCCCAGUUCAACUGUGUGUGUGAGAGUGUGUAUAUUUAGCUUUGAGGGGUCUGGGCCCCCAGCCUGGCCUGCUUUGUCAGUGUGGGAGGAACAUUGAACUGAGUGGAUUUGCAAGCUGAUUUCUCGCUACCUUAACCUCGAAUGUAUGUAUUUUAGUUGAAAGCCUGAGUAGACCUAGUUUGAAAAACCUUUUCGUGUUGUUUUCAAUUAAUUUAACCUACUGUCACUGUGUGUGUGUGUGUGUGUGUUUGAUUUAAGGAGCUGAUGAGCAGAACCUCUCUGGAGACUCAGAAGCUGGAUCUCAUGGAUGAAGUGUCGUACCUCAAACUGAAGCUGGUCAGCAUGGAGGACACCAACACCAACGCACAGACACAGGACCCCACAGGCACAGAGCAGAACAAAGCAGAGGUAUGGAAAGUGUGUGUGCUCGUGUGUGUAUGUUUGUGUGUCUACAUUUCACAGAGCAUACGCUGGACAACUCAUUCAACAAGAGCAGAACUGCACUUCUUGGGGAUGACAGAGAUUACAACCUGAAAUGCUGUUUUUAAUUGUGUAUAAGUAACAGACACCUCUUGCCAGACAGGAAGCAUGAGAGGGAUUGCACUGUUUUCACUUGUUGCUUCGACAUCUGUUUUGUUAGGUUUCUCUGAAGGACUUAGAUAACAUUACUGUAUGUAGGUGUACAUUAUACUACCACUGUAUAUUUUUAAUAACUGUGACAGGCAUAUCUGUGCAUUGUCUGUUUUGAUAAAUGACUCACGAUGUCCCCUCUACAAAUCAUUAAAUUCAGAUUUUUUACAUGUGUAUAAAAGAGAUAAAAGUAAAUUAGAUGUCCAGAGUAUUACAAUACUCACUAAAAAGAUUAUUCUUUAUAGGUCACAUUCCUUUGCCAGGCCAUUCUUGAUGAAUUCACUUUAACAGUUAGUUAGCUUUUAGCUUCAAAGUAUAAAUCUAAGUCUUGCAUUACCAGACACUCACUUAAACCUUUACUUAGUUCAAUACCAGGUCUCUGUUUAAAAUAAUAAUUUAAGUCUUGCUGACAUUACCUGCCAAAAUAAAGAUUUCAUGAAAUAAACAGGAAAAACAUGUUGUUUCUAAAAGCUGUAAACAGGUAGUUGUGAUAUUUGUGUGGACAUUGAUAACCCAGUAUAGAUAGAUUUGUCUUGUGUUUUAAUUACACUGCCCAUAUGUGGAAACACUGUUAAAAGUCUGCAGUCAUAGUCAACUGAACUUGAGCACUAAUUAGUAAUUAAAAACAAGCUGAUGUUAUUGAUUGAUACUGUACAUAACAGUUAACAUUUCAUAAAUAUGUCAGAAUGUUUACUCCAAAAUACUCUAAAAAGGCAGCGUUUGUCUAUGAAAGUUUUUCUCCAUUAUUGUUGAAUCAAAAAAUUACAAAGACAUAAAUUCAUUCCCAACAUAGUUACCAAAAAAAGCACAUCUGGCAUAUUUUUCUUUGAGUUGAGAGAGAACAUUUUCAUUCCAUCAGGGACUAUUUAGGAAAAUGUUGAGUUACUCUUGUGUUGUUGUUAGACAUGCUGGUUGUUAUCUGUUUUUCUUUUUUUUUCUAGUUUUCCCUGACCCUCAGCCAAAGAAAAUAGUAACAACAUUGACCACCAGCUGUCUUGGUCAGAAUAAUUCAAACAAAAUAAUAUAGUUAAAGAGACAAGGACCUGGUUUUUAGGUGGAUGACAUGAAAAUAAGAAGUUAGAGUGUAAAAGUGUAUGCAGCAGAUGAUAUUUUCAUAUUUUUUUUUUGUACUGAGCUGUGUAAAGUCAAAGAAGAAGUACUGGUUGGAUGUCAGAGAGAAGAGGAAAAUAUUUGUUGUCACGUGAAAAAAACAAAAAAAAACCGUACUGAUAGAUGUGAUAUUAAAAACUCAAUUAAGUAUACUUAUCAUGCGUGAGGAGCUUAGUGUUGCUAGCAGGAGGAGGUGGGGUAUCAAUCAUAGACUGAUAAAUGUCAUUAAAUAUUUCCAUAUCCACACAGUGUAUCUUAACCAUAACAUCACUUAACCAUGACUGGACCAUAUUUUCGAGAAUAUCCUGUCUGAGGCGUGAACAACUAUUUCUACAUCAAGAAAACUUCUGUCCUGCUUUGACUUUUAUUUGCUAACGUUAGAUUUUCUCUCUUUAAGCUGGGUUUCUUAAAGCUGGUCAUAUGUGAUCAAUGAUAAGUAUAUUUUUUAUCAACAGUCUGUUUACAAUCCUAUUGAGACAUUGGUAUCUAGAGGCCAAUCAGUUGAUGAAGAGUUGUUGUUGUUGUUGCCACCAGAUCUGCCACCUAAAUAAAUGAUAGACUUGUUAAUAGAAAGACCAUGCCCUCCAUUCAGCUUCACUGGCAGAGUUUACAAUGAAAUGUGUCUGGAUGAGAUUCACGCUCAAACACUAAGUAUCUGAAACAAGCCAGAACACAUCAAAUGGUCUCUCCAGACAAUUACAACAACAUCCUGCAGCGGGCUGCCAGAUAGAAGGCUGACAUCAAACAACAAAGUCAGGACUGCAAAAAAUCAAGAGGUCAUGUUUAGGAGUUUAGGAAGAAUUAUUUCAAACACAUCUGCAUGAACCUUUUAAUGAAAUACUGACUCCAAAUUCUAAGGUCCUUGAAAGACUUUUUCUCUGUCAGUUUCAGAGGACGGAUUAGUUGGUAUCCAGACACAGCUUAAACUCUAGUACAUGAGGAAAAAUUUAAUGUCUUUCACCUCACCCAUAGAUAAGAAUAAAGAAACAGUCCAGAUUCAGCCAAUCUAGCUAAAUAGAUUUUCAGAUCUUUUUCAGAUCCUGUAAUUCUUUGGUCUUAACAUACAUCAUAAUACCCUUGCUCUCAAAGGUGUGGUGUGUAGUAUUGAGUGGCAUUUGGCAGGAGAGGAAAGCUGAUUUUGCUGGUUUGGCUUCACUUUACAGACCCCUGAAACCACAUCCACAUUUUAUAUACAGCCUGUGCCUACUACUCAUUUUAAAGGGAAUAACAGAAUAAUAAAUUAUUUUAUAGUUACAAGAAGUGUAGAGAAAGUUCUGGCAGUAACUUCAGGGAGGGAAGAAAUAUGAGUGUUUCUGAUUUUACACACACAUGUAUACAAAUGUGCACAAGCACAGAGAGACUGUGAUGCUGCAGAGGCCCAGACGAUCUCUCUUUGCUUGCCUUCACUUGUUUCUUUGUGUGGACUUUGUUUAUUGUUGCACCCAGCUGCCGUACACUGGCUCCACAAGAUGCCAAUUCUUGACACUUUUCUAGAUCUGUUUGUGAGUGUUUUUGUAUGUGGGUUUGUGUUUUUAGAUCUGUUUUUGAAUGUUUUUGUGUGAGUUUGUGUUUUCAGAGCACAGAAAGCACCCAGGUUCAUACUUUGAUUAAAUAAACAGGAUGCAGUGUUACAUUAAGGCCAAUAUUCCACACACACAGACACAGACACACGCACGCACACACGCACAAAGUUCGACCAUGAUAAGCAUCAAAGGAAGUAGACAGAGAGGGAGAGGUGGCGAGGAGGAGGCUCUACGAGAGAGGAAGCGAGGCAGAGAAAUGGAAGAGAGGGAACGGUGGGGCAUGAUGAGGGACAGUGAUGGACAGAUGGAAAGAUAAGGACUGGCAGGAUGUUCUGAAGAAAUAUUGUUUUCUAUCCUGCAAGGCACACCACACAAAGUGAACAUGCAGGACAUUCACACUAGAAAUCCUGCAGGACGUAACUGUCAGCGACAACUGCCUCUGAAAAUCAAACUGUGAUGUGUCACUUUUUGUAACAUUUUCUGCUACCACAGAUCAGACAUGUGCUAAGACUCUGGGCUUUACAAAUAAGGGGAGGCUUAUCUUAGAUUGUUGUGAUUUAUGUGUCCAUCCAUUCACACACCGAUGACAGAGGCUGCUACAUCUAGAGCCCAUUGGUUUUAGCUAAUCCCAUUCACACACCACUGGAGGCAGCCAGCAGGGAUGGUUUGGGGUCAAAUGUCUUGCCCAAGGACACUUUUGCAAAUAGACUGCGGAACCAAGACUCAAACCCCUGACCUCCUGAUUGAGAGACAACGAACACUUCCACUAAGUCACAGCUGCCCCUUCUUAGCCUUUCAAGUAUUUUUGGCCCAGGAAGCCACGUUUGAAAAAGGGGGAGGAAAUUAAUAUCAGGGGGACAAAUACAGCACAUGAGGUAACUUACAACAACUGUGCUUAUUGUAGCUGUUGAGGCUGCUCUGUUACAAACCCAGUGUAAAUUGACAGAAUCACAUACAACUGCUCCUUCAGCCUUCACAGACUUUGAAUGUUUCUGCUCUAACUUAUUUUUGCCUUCUUUUUCUUGAUCUUUGUACCAGUUUCCCACCUAAAUAUAUUGUUUCAGUUAAAAUCAAAUAAACCAAGGAAAAGGCAUUCCCAGAUCCAGAGAGUACAGGGACCAAGACCAAACCAAGAGGGUUAGAAAAAUACCAAAACACAAUGAGGCCAAGUCAGCCCAAGAAGACCUGAGUGCUGUUAGUCACACACUGGAUGACACACUCACAUUAAAAUGUAAAAUGUAGGUUAGGAGGAACCUAACCCACAGGCCUGAACUGAUCUCAAGAGUGAUCAAGAGCAACCAGUAGGAAUGUUUUCUGGCCCUGACACUGACAUAACAACUACAUCUGAAGUUAUUAAGCUUCUCAUUAUUAUUUUUAAAUAUAUGAUUGAGAAUUGCAUAGAUUUUUUUGUUUGACAAGCCGAGAGAGAGAGAGAGAGAGAGAGAGAGAGAGAGAGAGAGAGAGAGAGAGAGAGAGAGAGAGAGAGAGAGAGAGAGAGAGAGAGCAGGGAGCUCACAAUGCUCAAAAACAUACAAGCUGUUUGUAAGAUAGAUUGGGAUAAAUUUGGAGAGUGGGCAGUAACAUGCAGUAGAGGGCCCCCAGGCCAGAGCUGAACCUGGGCUACGUACUUCAUGGGCACAUCUGUUGUACAAUUAAACUACUGAGUCAACGAAUGCCCUGAUUUUAGCUGAUUUUAGUUUGAAGUAACUAAAUACACAUUUUUUCACUUAUCUUGAGAAGGACUGUUUUUAUUAGGUUUAACAGAUACCCUCAGUCUAUUCUCAUUGAUAAAACUGCUGUCAGGAUCUAAGACUAUCACCUCAUCAUCAUCUGGGCUCGAAAAUUUAUAACUCUAUUACUGCAUUAUUUAUGGAAUACUUUAAAACAGAGGUCAAAUCAAGGACAGUUAAGACAGGGUGGAGCAAGCAGUACUUCAUAAAUUGAACUAAUAGACACGAUUGGCUUACUUAAGGUUCUAUAACAGAGCUGUUAAAACCUUGACAGGUUAAUACACAGAUUGUGCAGUGAUCUGACACUGUGUCUGAUACUCUGAUAUGCACCUGCAUACAUACCCAAAUCCAACAUUUCCAAUGCUCCAUGUACAGAGAUAGGAUUUGCUUUAGUCCUGUUACAAUGGUAACUGACACCGUCUACAUUUCUGUCAGCAAAGAGAGUGUGUUUUUGUAAGUGUGUGUGUGUGUGUGUGUGUGUGUGUGUGUGUAUACACUACAGGCCAAAAGUUUGGAAGCAAGGCCAUUACAGGCCGAACAGUUGGGAGUAACUUCAAGUUUUUGUUCACAAUGCUCUUUUUAAAAUCCAGCAUGAGUUUUAUGUAUUUUGGGAUGUAUUUACUCCAUGAUCAGAUGUUGCUUUCAUGGAAAUGCACCAUUUUACUCCAUUUACCUUUAGAUAAACAUUGAUGUUAACAGACCAUUGCUAAAUAUAUGUCAGCAAAAGAUAAUAAGGGCUUAGUUUUAGGGUUGAAAACAUUUGCAAGAGUCACAACUUCAAAAAAACAAAUCACAGUUGGAUUAUUCACUUCAACUUUUUGGCUUUUGAGAGUCUGCAAACAAAAAUCCUAUUAAAUCUCAACUGUGUUCAAACUACCGCAAAAAUAGCUAGAAAGAAGCAACUGAGUAAAGAAACAAAAGUAAAGAUUUGUACAUUGAGGAAAGAAGGAUACACAGAAAGAGAAAUUGCAAAACACCUUAAGGUGUUUAACAAAAGAGUCCACUACACUCUGAAGAGACUAGAGGAACCUGGAAGUUGUGAUGAUAGAAAAAGACCUGGAUGAAAGAGAGUUACUACAAAAGCAGAGGAUAAACAUAUCAUUGUCACCAGUAAGAGAGAUCGGCAAAAGAUAGUGCCAAAAAUAAGGGAGGAAAUCAACAUGACAUGGUCGAAACCCAUAACUCUGGUGACACUCUGAAAGCACCAUGUGUUACACCCACAAUUCAGCAUGGAGGUGGUAGUUCCAUGGUAUGGGGAUGUUUUGCAGGUGAUGGAGUAGGAGAUUUGUUUGAAGUUAAGGGUAUCAUGAAGAAGGAACAGUACCACUCCAUCCUCCAGCACCAUGCUGUUCCAUCUGGACUCAGACUUGUGGCUCAUAAGUUUAUUUUGCAGCAAGACAAUGACCCUAAGCACUCUGCCAAGCUCUGUCAGGGUUACCUAGACAAAAAAAGAAGAGGAAGGUGUUCUUCAAAAGAUGGUUUGGCCCCCUCAGUCUCCAGACCUUUCUCCAAUUGAGCUUGUGCGGGAUGAAUUGGAUCGAUCAGUCAGAAAAACGCGUCCCACGAAUCAGCAGUCUCUUUUUAAUGAACUUAAGAAAGCUUGGAAUGCAAUCCCUGGAACAUACCUUAAAAAACUUGUGGAACGAAUGCCUGGUAUAUGCCAAGCUGUUGUUAAAGCCAGAGGAGGUUACUUUAAGUCUAAGCAACAAUAACUCAAAUACCUAAUAAUUAUAGUCAAAAUGUCUUCUGAUAAGUUACUCUUUACACAAUAGUCAUGUUUAUUGUGUUGCAAAUUAUAUAUAUGAAACUAUGAUCUCUUUUUGUACAAAUCUGAUCUUGCUUCCAAACUUUAGUUUGUGUGUGUGUGUGUGUGUGUGUGUGUGUGUGUGUGUGUGUGUGUGUGUGUGUGUGUGUGUGUGUGUGUGUGUGUGUGUGUGUGCGGUGAGUAACAGCUGCGAGGCUCCAGUCGGCUGGCAGGAGGAAUGGCAGGCAUCCAUUCUGAGCAUUCCUGAGGGCAAAACACUUUCACCUCAGGAAGCCACUCCAACACUGCACACAAACUCACUGCUGUCUGUUGAACUUUCUAAAUGACCACACAAUCAGCUUUUCAGAAACAAAGCUGUUUGAUGAGGACGAUGCAGUUUGUGGAGUAUGAUGUGAAAAGGUUUGAUCAGCUCAAAAGGUUGAGAUAUUAUUAAGGUGUUCCUCUGAUAUACGAGCACAAUAAAAAGUUAAUGUGUGCUCUCCUCUUCCUGUCUGCUUUUUCUCUCUGUCUGUCUGUCUGUCUGGCACAAGGAACGUUUUUAAAUGACGUAGGGAUCAACUCAGACUGGACUGUUGUAACCCCAAAGUGAUCUAAAUUUAAACUCUUUGCUCCUUUCAGUUGUAGAGUGUGUGUGUGUGUGUGUGUGCGUGUGUGCGUGUGUGCGUGCAUGCAUGCGUGCGUGCGUGCGUGUGUGUGUGUCCAGGUGUGUCUUUGAACUUACUAUGUCACUAUCUCAAUAACGAAAGACCUGAAUUCAGCCAGAGGAUAAAAGGAGUGUGAGGAGUGUGUUUGUAAUUGGGGGCUUUACAGAGAGGGAAGCUACUUUUGUUGUUUUUUUAAGAAACAUCACGUUGCUGAUUGAAAUGUUUAAUCCUGUUAAUAGAAGAUUCUCCUAAAACCCCCAUCCUCAAGUUCAGAAAUAAUCCUCCUUAAUGUUUGAAGAUGUCUAAUGAUUUUUCUCUCUGAUGUUUAGAGUUUCCUCAUCUAGAAGUGUACACAGGCAUUCCUAAAUACUACGAUUAACAAUUAAGUUCAUUUCUGUUUUCCCUCUCCUCUCUUUACAACUUUUUGUAUUUCUCCCUCUUUCCUUUUCUCAAUCUCACCAAUUCAUCUCCUCCACUACCCUUCAUUUGCCCUCCAUCACUCCGACCCUUCCAGUGUGUGGUCAAUUUCAUCAGUGAGCUCCAGGAACAGAUGUGCAAGUUUCAAGAAGAGAUCAGCACUCGUAUCCAGGAGAAACGUGCCCUAGAGGAGAAGGAAUCCCAGCAGGGGGGGCCCACAGGCAGCCAGGCCCAGGGCUACAGCCUUCAGGUUGGGUUAGCCAGCUCAGACCUGAGCCUGUCUGACUCAGAUGUCCGGAUACACAAUGGAGGACAGACUGUACACGUAGGGAGACUUGAUGGAUGAACUCUUCCCCUCCCUCCCUUCCUCCCUCAUCAUUUCUUCUCUUCUUCUCUUCUCCUUUUUUAACCAGUCCACACACCACCCGGUAUUUGGAACUUUCCACAGAAUCAAACUAACAACCUCUCUUAUAGUGUUUCAGUGUGUGUGUGUGUGUUCAUCAGGAUUUUGGGGUUAUGCUGUGCUCGGGUUUUUGCAGACAUGAAGACUUCUGAUUAGUGUUUCAAAUACUUUAAUGCCUUUGAGGGGUUAACAUUGUUAGAGCUGGAUAACUUAUGAAGAGCCCUACAAAUGUAGCUCCAAAUUGUACGACCCAGUAUAAUUAUAUGAAGGUGGAUGCUUACAGGGAUAUUCAGGCGUAACAUUAAGUUAUGGUCAAACCAUAGACUGUAUAUACUAUGGACAACUUGGUUCUGCCUACCGCCUGUAUACAGAUUUGAAGCCAAAAAGCUCUCUGUAUUUCCGGGAUUUUUCUUCAUUUCCUGAAACCGGCGCUGCGCAGUAGCAAUGCGCGCAUUCGGCCGCGCAGUCGCAGAGAGUCACUGUGAUGACGCUCGGCUCAAACAGCGUAUCCCCCAGGUGAGCUACGCAAUCCCUGAACGCCCAUAGGCUGUAUCAGGUGUCAAUCAUAGAAAACAUGAACCCCCUAAUAACUUUUAAAAACGGAGCUGUACAGAAAAAAAAGGACUUGGGCACAAACCAGUCUUACAAUAACUACAUGUCAACAUCACAAGCAGGGGGGAGAAAAAUUUGUUCUGUGUAAUAAAUUUCUAAAGUUUGUCCACAGCUCCAUAAACUUUGCUGGCGGAGGCGGGAUUUAUGACCUAUACUGCAGCCCAUCAACAGAGGGUGCUGUUCUCGGAGUGGCUUCACCCAGCGAGGAGGCAGACUCUGUCCAUUCUAUAUACAGUCUAUGGGUCAAACACAUCGUAACACUGAGUUAGACCCCCCCCUCAGGAGAUGACUGUUGCAGACUGCAUGCUUCUCUAGUUAUACAAACUUCAGUAACGACUGCAUGAUAGCAAUACACAGCGGUCUAUGUCCCCACACACAAACCUUGACCAAAAAGCCACUCUAUAGCCACAAAUAAUGCUCAGAACAGCACCUACCUUCAUCAACAGUACAUAUAGGGUCCCAGCCAUAGUACUAGCCACCAAACAUCUUUGGCUUUUGCAGCUCAAGGAAGAACAUUUAUGAUUGUACUUCAUGGAAAUGUAAUCAGACCAAGACGCUAAGGCAGAAGAACUACGGCGUCAGCAGUGCAAAAUGAUUAUUGUGAUGAUUGUUACUUCAUGGAGAUCAUCCGCUGCACUUGGUGAUGGACUCGUCAGGUUGAGGAUUGCGCAUGGAGACGUAAACCGCUGUGUAUUGCUAUCGUGCGGUCGUUACUAAAGUUGGUAUAACUAGAGAAGCAUGCAGUCAGCAACAUUCAUCCCUCGAGGGGGUGUCUAACUCGGUGUUACAGUGUGUUUAACCAUAACUAAAAUUUAUGUCAGAAUAUCCCUUUUAGCACAGUAAAUGAUGAUGUCCUCUUUUCUGAACUCCUCAAGAGUGUUGAAGUGUUUGUAAAAACACAUUUCAUCCCCAAUCAGGAUUUUCUCUCUCUAAAUCCUUUCAAAUUGAAGUUGGGAGCAGGCUUAUUGUUGUGAUUAGAUCUGAUGUGAUUUGCUUGCAUGACAAUGGUUCCUUCCUCAACUAACAAAGUUUAGAUCUGUUUCCUCCUACACUGACCAGGUGGAUGGGUCUUAUAACUGUUCCUAUAAUCAUAUGCAAUGCUGAACAAGGUUUCCCUCAGGUGAUGGCAAUGUGCAGCUGGCAGACGCACAGCCUGUAUGGCUGUCACUCUUGUUCUGGGUCCUCAGGUUCAUCCUUUUCCUGGUUGUUGAUAACUGCACGCACUAGUAUCUGUUUCAGGAGGAUCAUGUUUCCAUAUUAACCGCCGUUCUGUCUGGCCCCGCAGAGAGACCUUUAUAACUGCACUGAAUGUGAACCCCAUGUUUGAAUACUGUCCCGUUUAUGUGCUGGCAUGAGUUCAGAGGGGUGUUUUGACUUUUAAAUUUGAUUAUAUUAUGUAAAGAAGUGUGUCUGCAGGUGAAUCUACCUGCCUGAUCGUAAAGACCUCUGAAGUGGUGCUGUGUGUUUUGUUGUUUUGCUGCAGGAUUUGCUACAAGAAGUGAAACAGCUGAAGAGCAAAGUGGAGGAGCUUGAAGGAGAGAAGGGCCAGUAUGAAAGGAAACUAAGAGGCACCAAGGUAUAUUUAUGAACUCAUUACACAAAGUGAAUAUGUAAUGAGUUUUACAAUUAGCCAUUGUAGACUAUAUGAACUGUGUAAUUACUUUGACUCAGUGUUACAGAUUUGGAUGCAGACAUAACUGAAGACGACAAACAGAUACAGCUCACAGACAAACAGAUCACAGUCUUGGUGCCAGAUUUCCCUCAGAGAUGGAGCUUAUAGCGACAGUUUCUGUGACGACAAUCAAAGGACUGUGAUUUACUGUAAUUCACUCAGCCUUUGUAUCUCACUCAGUCAAAAACAUCUCACAUAUUAAUUAACACCAGCAGUAAACCUUAAUAAAUAGACACAAAAAAAGGUUUCAGUGUUUUCAUAUAGUUUAGUGAAACCUAGCAUAAAGCUCAUUAGCGGGGUCGUGAGCAGCAGGUUUUAAAAGGUCUAUGAUUGAAGGUCUGCUCACACACUAAUUAUCAUCCAUUAAUUUAAAGGAGGUCAAAAUGCCAUUGCUUUCUCCGUGCUUACACUGCUUCCUUCCUCCUCUCCCUCCUUCACUCUGUAUCCCUCCUUCCUCUCUACUUACCCUUCUCUCUGCGGCUUGCUCGCUACACCUUUUUUCCACUCUUCUUUUCUUUCUCCUCCUCUCCAAAUCAUCUCCUGUCAUGACUCUCUGCCUGUGUCUCUGCUCUCUCUAGCUCUCUAUCUCUUAUUCUCUCCAUGUGUGUUACCAGUCGCUCAUGACCCAGCUGUCCAGCCUCAAGCUGACUGUGGAGCACACACAGCUGGAGAAGCAGCACUGUGAGGAGCGCUGGCGCGGCGCACAGGUGCCUCCUCUUUCUCCUUCUCUUCCCCUAUUUCUGCUUCUUGUUGCUUGUUUGUUCGCUUUCGCUAAUUAGAUACUGAUUCCAUUUGCUACUGCUCUACCUUCCCUGUCCUCCUCCAAUUUCACUUCUUCCUCAUUGUUUUUUCUUUUUGCACUCGUGCUUUUCCACUUCCCCUCUUCUUUCUAAUUUAUGAUUGUGUGCUUGCAGCUCUUAUUCCUCCUCCUCCACCCAGUCCUCCAUCUUUUGAAUCUGUUUGUCUUAUGACAUCAAAACUGCAGUUGAAAUUCAAAAUAAUCAGAAAUAAAAAUGAUAGUAAAACGUUGCUGUUUGAACAGGAGCCAAGUGCUCAUCUACAAAUCUACUGCAGCAGAAUAUGGACAAAUCUGGCUCUCUUCUUCUAACUAACCUUUCCUGUCUCCCUUUUGAUGUAUUAGUAUAUGUGCUUUAAGUGAGAAAGUCGAAAAAGUGCAACAACACAAAUAUGUCACAGCCCCUUCCUUUAACAUGAGCUACACUGCUCAUUGGAAUAACUUAAGGGGUUGAUCGCCAAGUCAAUUUUUAAACUAAAAUGUUGGCUUAUGUGUGCCUAUUUUUGUUACUCACUUCAUAAAGUUGUUGCCCUCUCGUAUUUGCACUCACAGUAGGAUUGGUAAGAUUCCUGUGAUGAUACUUUGGGCUUCAUUCAUGUCAAGCAGAGUGCCAAUAACAAGACAGGCUGAUGGGAAAAAUAUAUCUUGGCAUAAUAGGGGAACAUUAUAAAGGGAAAUAUCUUUUAUAGUUCAUCAAUAUCUUGGAGAAAAUCUGUGUGUAUUUCACUUCUCUUUCGGGCUUUUGUGGCUUUUAUUGUGAGGCUGCUGCAGGAGGUGUUAGAGUUGAGUUUAUAACAUGCUGUGAUAGUAAACAUGUCUGUGUGUACACCUGUUUUCUGUUGACACCUGCUGCCUGCAACUGUAGGUCUUCACUAUCUGAGUCUCAAUCUAGAGUAUCCGUGACUCUGAUAAGGUUGGUUGACACAAAACUCGGCAUGGGAAAAACCCAGUAUAAGAAACAAAUACCUGCUGUCGUCUAAAACCACAAGUGCAACAGGUUCAGUUCAUUUUGUGUGUGGUUGGUCUUAUUUUUAUUUUUUAUUUUUCGGACAUUUCAGACUUAAAUGAAAGGGUCAUGGCUUGAUCUUGGCCUCAGGGACAUUUGAAGAUGUUUCUGUGAUUCAAGUUUAAUUCCUGUACACACAUUUUUCAAUGUAUGUGAGAAAAGAGUGUUUGGAGGUUAAGUUUUAAUCCAUCAAAUUCAUGCAGGCUUAGGUUGCAACACUAAUAUGUGAAGAGAAAAAUAAAGGGAAUGCAUUGGCCGAAACCAAUCAGAGGUAUUUUGUCUGGCUCAAGGGUAUCUAGAUUAUUUCCAGUGUGACACAGCCAUUUGUUAUUUGUUGUAAAUUGGUUAGAUAAGUUAAAUGGGACAUGGGUUUUGGGAAUCAUAAAAAAUGCAUUUUUCCUGCUGAUUAACUAAGGGUACAUCCUUUUAUUCAGACUCCCAAACAGUUGACAAUGUGAACUUAUGUGGGAGCAAUCAAAAGGUAGAGUAAUUUAGGGAUUUCUGCACCUUUAGAAAAGCAGGGCAGGAGAGGCAGUAGAAACAAACAAACAAACAAACAAACAACAAAAGAAGAAUAAACACAAGUGUCCAACAAAAAUCUGAUGAUUCAUCUCUUCAAAUUCUUAAUUUCUGCAUUUCCCAAGAUCCAUCCUUAUACUUGUUACUUCAUGUUUACAUUUGGCUCAGUAAGUUGUGUCAAUACACAAUGAUGUAGCCUUCCUCAUAUGUGUAACUGACUACUUGAAUUCUAAAUCACCGCUAAGUCUGGGUCUGUGUUUUUAAGAGAUAGCCUUCCAUUAUCAAAAGCCUUAAAGGCCAUUUACCACCAUUACCAGAAUGGAUGGACUCAAAAUUACACCUUCAUUUGUUGAGCUCCGCUGGGUCUCACAUAAUGCUACAUCAAAAUGACAACUGGAUACAGAAUCUAGAUUUUAAGUCUGAUCAUCCCAUUAAAUGUCCUGUUUUUUUUCCAGAGCAGCACCACUUCCAGAUAUCUAGUGACCUCUACGGCUGACACAGCCCUCAGAUACACUCUUUGUUUUUCUCCACAGGCAGAAAUAGCAGAGCUGCAGCAGCUCCUGGCAUCUAAGGAUGCUGAAAUUGAAUGCCUGCAAACCCAGCUGCUGGCCAGAGGUGGCCCAGCCAAUGACAGCGCAGAGAGAGGUACACACAGCUGAGAGAUUGACCAAUCCCUUUAGAUCCACAUCUGUUAUCAAGGAUGUGUGCAUGUCUGUCGACUCUAAUUACUUUAUUAUCUAAUCAACAUGUCCCUCCUCUUUCCUCUGCUCAACAUUUAACCUUUUUUGACUCUUUGCUGCCCUCUGCUGUAGAGGAGGUGUAUAUCAAGCAUCUGAUUAACAAAUGUAAGGCGUGAUGUGCUGUCUUUUAUUGGUCGAAUUUUCAACCAAACUCCUCUGCCAUUUUGAGUCGUCAAGUAUGACUGAUAAAGCUCAGGCAGAUAAAUAAACCAUUCUGCUGUUGUGUCUGUAACUCUAGAUAUUUACACAGUUUGUGGCUUUGGAGUUUUGUCAUGAUCCUGGCUCAAACCUUAAAAAAUCCACAACAUCAACAGAAAGCUUUUGCUUCUUAAGUUUCAAAAAAGUGUCUAAUAUCCAGGUGGCAGAGUGUUUGGUUUAAGAUUGGACUCUAGUUUGAAUUACACUUUGUGUUGGUCAUAGUUAACCUAAGUACUGAAAGACACAAUAUCCUUUCAAACCUCCAAACAUGCUUAAAGGGUAUUACUCUGCUUAAACUAUAACCACUCACCAACAUAAUGCUGAAACUAAAUAUCAAGUGUUCUGAGAGUGAGGCAGGACUUUAAAUUCAAGGAUGUUUUAGGACCAAGAGAAUAUUUUUCUUUUAGUGCUCUGUUUCAGUACAGGGAACACCUCUGCAUCCAACAGCAAACGGAUGAAAUUAUUCUUCCCACAGGCUGCCUUCUUCACCCAUAGACAUAUAAAUAUGGUGUAAUCCUCUUCUCUUUACCAGCUUAAACAUACUUAACUUCACUUGUUCAGUUUUUGUACUUAUUUUUUGUUUUCAUUCACACAAGCAGUGCUAGAUUUAACCUUUUUUGCCAAAGUGAUGGAGUUAUUUUUCCCAAGCUUCACACUAAUGCAAUCCGGAAACCAAUGCCUGCAUCAAAGGUACCGUCUUGUGAUCGUCACGCUCAGGCCCGUCAUAAUUCAGAAUUCUUUGUAGCUGUGUAAUCAGCCCGUCUAACCUCUGUGUCCAUCCCUGCAACUCAUAUUUGCAAUUUUUUCAGCUGUUGCAAUAAGAUAGAUAUCUGUAAGGGUAAAUCCAGAAAUCACAGGAAGUUGCUAGAGUCACCAGAGGCAGAGGGAAAAAAAUGUAGUGGCUUAAAUUGAUUCUCUGUAAACGACAAUUUACUGAGUUUUGUCCUUAGAAGGACUUAAGCUUCAGAGAUCUGCCUCCUACAACCCUCACAUUGCAUCCAAUCCGGUUAUCCCUCAGACCCUUCUUGCCUGAUAAAUCUGUGUCUCUUAACCACAAACUCAGUAUUUGUUUCCCUUCUUUUUUUACAAUAUUUUUUCUCCAGUGACAUGAAUGAAAUCCCUAUGACAUGAUCAGGUUAUUCACACUCAUACCUAGAAGCUGUAUUGUGCCCAGCAUAAAUCAGUACACUCCCUGUUAAAAGUAAUGUAUUACUCAAUAUCUAGAUGAGCAAAAAUCCAUUUCCAUAGUUUUGACAAAGCUGGGUAAUAAGGGUGACCUGGUAACUUAAAUUUAGCUUUGCACCCAGAAUUUUUAUUGGGGUGUACUCAUUUCUGCAUCCUGAUUUUAAAUAGGGAAAAAAAAUUGUAUACAACUUAAAAAAUCUUGUUUGCAAUCAAUGGCCUACAUUUGGGGGAGUAUUUUGUUGUAUAGUCUGACAUAGAAAAUGUUGAUUUUGAAAGGAAACUAAAGGUUUUCUGACAACUCUGAAGGGGUGUACUCAUUUAUGCUGAGCACUGUAUAUGUCAAGCAGUCUAACGUACCACCUUACAAAGGUGUGCUAACAUUAAGGUAAAAUGUUAGGGGAGUUAUUCUCAAAGACACAAACAGUGUCAACAUUUGAAAGGAUAUUGUGCGUCGCCUGGCCCAGGUUUGUGACUGUGUUGUUUUGUUUGUAAGCAAGUAUUUAAGGAAACUUGGUUGUGAUCUGUGUUUUUCACAAUUUUUAAUGAAAUUAAUCAACAGUUUUUUAAUUGGGGUUGACAAAAGAUGAAUCUUUUUCAUUGCAGUUAAACAAAAUGGUAGUCCGGUUAACGCUUGAUAAAUCGCCUUUUGACAGGCCCAGUUUUUAAUUAUUAUUAUUGUUGUUUUGUUUAUAAGCACAGAUGCUAAACUGACUCAGAAAUCGAGAAUUCUGAACUGCUCGCAUGAGUAUGAGCUGCAGGGUUUGACCCAGGUGGUGGUUUAUGGAGAGUCGUGCUGUCAGUGUGUAUUUGUUUUGCUUGUUUAUUCAGAUUAGCAUGGAUGUCAUGUCUGUCGCCAACAUUACAUGAAGCAACCAUCAGAUGAUUUAAAUGAACAAGACGUGAAGUCACUGUGUGUCCAAGAUACUUUAACUUUUAUUUUCUUUUGUUAGACCAAGAGUACCAGAGGUUAAAGGUUGGGAUGGAGUCUCUGUUGGCUUCCAAUGAUGAAAAGGUGAAUAUAAAACGCUGCUGCAUCAGUUGAUGUAGGAAAUGUCUUCCAAUUGUAAUGAAAUGAUCCUCUGUUAGUACUUGACUGGUUUCAUCCUGCAAACAGGACCGACAAAUAGAGGAGCUGACCAUUCUACUGGGUCAGUACAGAAAGAUGCGGGAUGUCCUGACUCUCACACAGGGUAAGACUUGAACCUUUUAUUUUUACCCAGUUUAGAGAAGAGAGUAAAGCAGGCACUGUAUUUUUAUCUUUGUGUUUCUGCCAACCAGGGAGCAGUGAAGAGGAGCUGAGCAGCAGUUUGAGACUCAGAGCAAUCACACACAAAGCACACUCUGAUAUCCUCAGGUCAGAGGUAAGAUUAUGAACCAUACUUCUUUGAAAUCACACUUCAGUCCCAUCAAGUUCAGUCCCAGAACCAGUGUUCCAGAUGAAGCCAUUAUUUUCCUGAAGAACUAAAAAAAUAAUAAUAAUCCUAAAUGUGUUUGGUGCCUUCACAGAUAUCCUCAAGGGGAUCUUCUCCACUUAUGCUAUCCUCCUCUCCUUACCAGAGAGAACUGGAAUCCAGGUAUUAAAAUGCACACACACAAAAUUUAGAUCACAGCUUGCUGAUAAUUUAACCUUUUGUUUGCCAUGUGUUGCAGUAUCCAAAACUCUUUGGACACAUCCCUGAUGUCUGCUGGGGAUACAAGCUUCCUCAAUGGAUCAUGGUAAAUUGAAGCUUCUUUGCGACUUUUCUUGAACACUGCCUUAAACAUGUGAGCAGUCAUCAUGAUAGAGUCAGAGCGGCCCAGUAUGUGGGCUGGGCUUUUCCUGUUCGGUAAAUCCUAAAGUCUUUCUUUUUCAGGCAUCGGCGCAGGUUGCUCUCUAGUAGUCUUGAAGAGUUACAGAGCGGAUCCUUGCAAAAGGUUUGUUGAUGCACAAAUAUUGAAUCGGACAGUCGCAUUUGAUUAUGUCAUCAAGUCAAUCUAAUCAAUACAUCUAAUACAAGCUGCUUGAUCUGCUGUUGCUUUUCAACACUAACUUUUUUUCUUCUUUGUUCUUUUUUCGUUAUUUGCUUGAGUGAAUGCUAACCUGCUUGAUCCGUGUGUGUGUGUGUGUGUGUGUGUGUGUGUGUGUGUGUGUGUGUGUGUGUGCGUGCGUGCAUGUGUGUGUGUGUGCGUGUGAAUGUGUGUGUGUACGUGUACGUGUGUGUGCGUGUGAAUGUGUGUGUGUGUGUGCGUGUGCGUGCGUGUGUGUGUGUGUACGUGUACGUGUGUGUGUGUGUGUGUGUGUGUGUGUGUGUGUGUGUGCAUGUGAACGUGUGCGUGUGUUCAUUUCUUUCUCCGGUUUCUUUCUCGCCUAUAGGCUGCACAGAUCCAGCCAGUAGAAACAGAAUCAGACAUAGGGACAGAGGUACUGAUCUUCUGCCUGACCUUGUACAACCUAACCUUCACUUAACCCCACAAACACACACUCUCUUCAUACCUACAUACUGUACAUGCAUGGUUGUUUGUGAUGUAGGAAGAGACAGGGCUGUGUGGCUUAAUACACUGCUCAAUAAUCACUUUUGGUUAUGCACAGCACAUUAUUUGGUUUACUUCAUCACUUAUUGAUUCUAUCAGUCAUUUUGUUCAGUCUCUCUCUUGAUAUUUUAGAUGCUUUAUGUUCAGAACAGCAAAUGUGAAGAGAGGAAGGGCUUUUUAUAGAUACAUCCUCCAAUCUUGGAAAUAUGUUUUAAUGUUAAUCUUCAACCCCAAAUAUACUCCAAAGUAGGGCUGCACGAUUAAUAGAUUUUAAAUCGUAAUGAGAUUAUUUGAUUAUGACGAUGUUAAGAAAAUUAAAAUAAUUAAAUCGAUUUCACUCUCUAUCAUGCCUUGCACCUCCAGGCCACUGUAGGCUCCCCAUUCCUGCGAGAGCACUCCCCAGUUCCCACACACACUAGUGUAAACAAACAUUGUGUUUGCAAAAGAAGGCAAUAAUUUUGUGGCUAAAUAGGACAAGAGCAAGUCAGUCGUGUGGAAUUGGUACGGCUUCACAGUGUCAGACGAAGAGCAAACCACUCCCCGCUGCAAAGUCUGUCUAAAGGGAGUACACACUCGUCCACACGCAAAUAAAUUCAGGAGUAAAUGCAAAAGUUUUUUGUCAUAUCGGCGUUUCAUCCACAUGGAAACGGCUUUUCAUGUGACUGUAAACAAUAUUUUUUGAAAAGGGGUCGGAGAAUGCAUUAAUCUAUAAAGAACUACCAUUUCAUUUCCCUGUGGAUGCGUAUCUGCAUCUCUCUUGAAACGAUUAUAUGACACACAGCUUAACUCUCUUAUGGCGUCUGCACGUGUCAGGCUAAAACAACCUAUAUACACAUGCUCUGUACUCUUCUUCUGUCUUUGGUGCAUUUCUUCGGCAGCAUUAUAGCGCCACUUACUGGCUUGGCAUAUGCACUACAUUGCUUUCAGUGGUUUCCGUUUUGAGAGAUGAUAGGAAAACUUUUUAUUUUUAAAGAGAAGUUUAGUGAAGUUGUUACUGAAUAAAAAGUCAAAAUUGAAAUGUAAAAUUGAGUUUUCAGAGGAAAAAAAAAAGGAUUUUAGUUUUGGCCAAAAUCGUGCAGCCCUAUUCCGUAGACUUUUUGAUAACAGGCAAGAACGUACGUCUAUUUUUAGUUAUUUAUCCACAUGUUCAGUAUAUUUUGAUGUAAAUUUCUCACUUGAGAUAUUCUAAUAAGAAAAAAAUACAUGUUCUCCUCAUUUUUUCUUUUUUAUUAUUUCAGCCCAAAAGACAUGAAGUAACACUUCAAUAUGUACAGUUUACUGUUACUGGAUGUAAGUCUUCCUGUUGUAUAAAACAUGAAGUACUUGUGUGUCCUUUAACCUCAUGUUCUUGGUGUGAAAUCAAAGUUCACAGCUGAUUUUUUCCUUCUGAGAAAAAGGCAAAAAAAAGUCUCCUCAGAGUUCAUUUUAGCACGUUCAUCUACACACAUAUUCACAGCUGCACAGUGUGUAUUGCACACAUAGGUACACAUACACUAAGUUUACACACACACACACACACACACACACACACACACACACACACACACACACACACACACACACACACACAAACACACAGAGAAAGGGCUAAGACCCACCUGAAGUGGCUGUCAGUAGUGCUCAGCAUCUUUGCUUCCUUGCAGCUGUUUCCUUCUGCUGGCCUUUCUCCUCGUAUUCCUUCAGAGCCCCGGUGACUUUGAUGCCUGCUCAGAUACUGGCAUGAGCAGACAUUCACUCUCCAAAGGAUACGUGUUAUGUAACAGAAGCAGGAAGCAAACCAUCAUCUUGUGAAAAACAUUUAGACAAAGAUAUGUAAAGAUAUGUUAUACACUGUAAUAUAGAUAUACUGUAUUUCUACACAAGUUUUUAAAGAGUUUCAUAAAACCAAAAGACACUUUUAAAAACAACAUCGUGCUCUUGAUGCACAAAUGUGUAUGUUCCUGUUCCUGUUGUUUGAUCAUUCUUUUCUUGUAUUUUCACUUGAAAUUCUGAGGUUAACCCACUGAAAAAGUCACCAGUUGUUUUUAAUUUCUGUAUUCUGUAGAGUCAUCACAUGGAGUUGAGCAAGUACCAGACUCUUCCUGGAAAGCUGAGCAAAAGAGCUGAGUUACCAGCCGAGCUGAAUGGCGAUGGAGAGAGGCACGUGGAGUAUUUGACUCCUGUCCGGCUCUCUCCUGUCCAUAACCACAAUGAGGAACACAGAUUCAGUGAGUUAUUUUCAUCACUUAGCAACAGCAGAUUUAGUAAGCCUGCUGCUCAGUCUGAUGUUGUCUAUUACACUUGAGAUUAAUCACUGUUUGGAAAAGCUAAAAGCUGUGAGACUGGUAAGAUUUGUAGAUGAUCAACAGUGAAUGGAGCCACAUGCAGGAGUCAUAUGACCCUGUGUUGUCAAAAAGAAAACCUGUAGCAUUUAAUCAUUUUAUCAUAAACAGAAGUUAAGUAAUGGUCCAAUAAUAAUAAUAAUAUACAUAAUCUUUUGAGCUUGAUGAAGCUGAAAGGGAUAUUUUAGUAUUAAGUUAUGGUCAAACACACUGUAACACUGAGUUAGACACCCCCUUGAGAGAUGAAUGUUGCCGACUGCUUGCUUCUCUAGUUAUACCAACUUUAGUAAUGACCGCACGAUAGCAAUACACAGCAGUCUACGUCGCCAUGUGCAAACCUGAACCAAAAAGCCACUUUAUAGCCACAAAUAAUGCUCAGAACAGCACCUAACUUCAUCAACAGUACAUAUAGGGUCCCAGCCGUAGCACUAGCCACCAAACAUCUUUUUAGCUUUGCCUGAUUUCUUUAGCAAUCAGACCAAACACAAUUCACCCACUCUCCUCCAGCAGCUGCUUGAUUGUCGGGGGAGCCCUGACGAGUCAAUCACCAAGUGCAGCAGAGUUUUGCAGCUAAAGGAAGAACGUUUAUGAUUAUUACUUCAUGGAAAUGUAAUCAGACCGAGGUGCUAUGGCAGAAGAACUACUGUGUCUGCAGUGCAAAAUGAUUGGGAUGAUUAUUAAUUCAUGGAAAUGAUCUGCUGCACUCGGUGAUCAAUUUGUCAGGGCUCCCCCACAAACAUGUGGCUGCUGGAGGAUCGUUGCUGAAGUUGGUUGAACUAGAGAGGGGGUGUCUAACUCUGUGUUACGAUGUGUUUGACCAUAACUUAAAUUUAAGCCGAAAUAUCCCUUUAACCAUGAUUUAAUCUAUCAAGAGAAUAUUUGAAACUCAAAUCUAUGUUAUUAUAAAUAUGGAAAGUUAUUUGGCCACACCAUCAUUCGAGCAUUUUUUCCCCAUAUAUAUAAAAUUUUGAUUUAAGACUUACUCUUUAGUCUCAGAACCUUUUCUCAGGCCACUGCAGAUUUUAACAAUUUUUAAAGUAACUGCUUGAACUGUCAGUGCUCUCAUUGUUCAGGUGAUGGUUCACAGCCUUCACAGCUAGUCUAACGCCAUCUGAACCGCAUACAAAGUUAUUCUACAACUACUACUUGAAUUAGCAUAAAACACAUCACAUGUAAAAGACAUUGUCAGAGAAACUGCUACAGGUUUGAAUGUGCAUGUGCGAUGCUAUUAGGUCCAUCUGACUAUAAUACAUUCUAUACGAAUGAAAGCGUGUAAUUGAUUAUAUCAAAAAUUAAACAUGCUUUUAGAAAAUACGCCCUCAAAUGGGAUACAACAGACAGAAUGUAUGUAUACUUGGUGAAAACUUCACCAGAAUUUGCAUUCAGAGAGCUGUUAUAAGUUAUUUAUUAAUUCUUGUAAUAUUAGGGAGCGAUGUUGACUAUAAAAACAGGGAGGCUGAGGAUAACAACACAAAUACACUGUUUCAGUCUGCCUCAGUUGUAUGUUCUCUUUAAUGUCAAUUCAAAUUGCAACUGUGUGAAUGAAAUAAAAUCGAAUGCUGUAAGCUUUUGAAUAACACUCACUUUAUCAACUAACUUUGCUCCAACUGCCUCCCUGUCUUUGCCCUUUCUCCUUCCCUCCUCCUCUUUUCUGCUUUGCCACUGGAUUGCUCUUUUCUCUGUUUGUUUUCUGGCUGCAGUUCGCUGCAGGAGCGCCAGUGCUCCGGCUCUAGGUACUGUAUCCUUGCACAGAAAUUCAAAUGUCAACAUGGAAAUAGCCCUUCAGGAGUACUGAGUCACUCUGCUGAUGUUGUUGCUUUGACUCUGGGGUCACACAAACAAGUUUCUUCUGACAAACAAAAUGUUCACAGAACUUAUCUGACAAACAAAACAAGAUUGUCUCUGUCACAGCCGAAACCUUCGAGGUGAGUCAAGUUAGUGUGAGUUACUGUUUUCACCAAGGAUCAAGCUCCGAAGCUGGGAUUAAUAGGACUCCCUCAUGACUCAGAGAGCUGUCGAAGAUAAUGCCUGACUCUCUCGCAUCAGCACUCUCUGAUACUCAAACACUCCCAAAGCAAAUAGGCACAUAAGCACACAGCCACCCAUGUAUCAUCCUACACAGAGCCAGAGCUUAAAGCAGAAGGCUAAUCAGAGACUGUGAGAGGGCGAGGAGAGCGAGCUUAAGGAUGCUUGAGGUUCGACUAGCUCUGACAUUAGAAGUAAACAAACAAGGAUGCAACCUGACACUCUCCACCCUUUGGCUUUCAUUUCCUCACACACGCACGCACGCACGCAUGCACGCACACACACUGACAGUCUGAGGCUGAGUGGAAACAGCUAAGAAAGAUCAUGAACAGAAAGAGCUGAGAAGUGAACUGGUGUCAAAUUUUGACAUGAUUAUACCGAAUUAUUUACAUUUACUGAGGUGCCAAGAGAAACAUGUUGGUUUUCUGAAAGAGGGAAUUCUCUGUUCAGCUUGGUCAGGGUUUGAAGGAGGGUGUCUCAGGCUACAUUAGCAAGAAAGAAAAGAAAAAAGGGGUGUGGGUUAUUUUCAGAUUCAAAGCAAACAACAAACUGCUCUUUUAUAUAAAAAAACAGUUUAUUUCAUCAUGGCUUUGUGACAUUACCUGUUACUGCUUUUAACACACUUAACAUGUAUAAAACAUUCAGUUCAGAUAGAAAGAGGCUGUAACUGAUGCUUUCUGCCUUCUGUCUGCUUGCUUUCUUUUUCGCCUUACUAACCUCCACCUCAGGAUCACCUGGAAAACAUGACCUUUGUGGUGUUGGUGGGUAUUGCAUCUUGACCCCUUUGUGUAUUUCCAUUUCCACCCUGCAUGAGAUACAUAAAUAAUAAACCCAGGGUUUGUGUGUGCUUUUUUAGAAAGAGUUAUCCUUAUGUAUGAUUUUUAAAUUAUUUUUAAACCUGAUGAAAUUAAUUCUGUCUAUAACUUUCUUUUAGCUCUGCAGUGUUUCCCCUACAUUCAUUCAGCAGCAGUGGUGAAUUUCAUGCGACACCACUGAAAAUCCACAUGAUCAAUAAUAUCAAUGCGCCACCAAUGAUUUCUACUGGCACGGUGUGAGCACAAUACAUGUUGUUUUUACUUUUUUUGAGUCCUCAACGAGUGCGACAAACCCUGUCAGACCCUCUUCCAUCAAUGUGAAGGGUAACGUUCAAGCUUAUACACAGUCUUUAUAGCAAGUAGCAUGGGUAACGUAACAAGAAUAUAACAGCAUAGCUCCUUGAGCGGCAAGAGAGUGGUUUCUAGGUGAAGACUGACCUGAGGAACAGGCUACAAGAAGAGCAUCUCUCCAUUUGCAUGCCUGUGAGCAUCAAUACACCCCCCACCGCUGAGUUCAACUAUCAAAGAGCUCUGGAGCUUUUUUCAUAAAGCACAGAAAAAUCAAAUGUUCACAGGCUGGAUGUAGGCUGUGUAAAUAAGUACUUUGGUCUGUAAAUAAAUAACAGGUGUGAGUACAUUUCUGUGUUGUGAUAUUAAUUAUUUUUAUUUUCUUUAGAUAAAUGUCAAAAGCUGUAAAUUGAGACAAAAUACAAGCCUGUAUAAUCCUGUCUAUAAGGAUUCCAAGGUCUUUUAAUUUGAAACUGUUUUUACGCCCAUGAAUACGGGUCGACAUCGCAGCCUUAUGGCCACAGACACAGCAGCACCGCUUCUAAAAAGAACUCUAGGGGAAACACUGCUCUAAUUAAGUAAUAUAGUAUUAAGCUUUAAAUUGCUCAACACUUUUGUUUACUGUUAGCACCUGGAUGCUGAGCAGAUUGUAAACAGUGAAAUAAUCUGAUGUCUUUCACCAAAACCUAAAGAUCUGACCUAGAAAAGAAAAGACUGUCAAUAAUCCAUCCAGUUUUUACAGCAGUAAUGCUAGUUCUGUUUGUCUUGUGAAGUGUCUACUGGAGGAAUCAGCACCAGGAGGACUAUUUGACCUCAUUAUAUGUUACCAUGUUCACUUCAUUAUUUUCGGAACUUCUGUGUCAUUAAUUUACGCCCUCUUUUUGUUGUUUGUCAGGGCGCCCAGAAAAAUUGGAAGAGAGUGUCCUUUCAGACCAGUCCCCUCUGUCCUCUGGAGUCGACUCUGGACAGCAGUCCCCAGUCUCACCUGAGAACAGGAAGACUCACAGAGGCAUUAAGAAACUCUGGGGAAAGUAAGAUGUGAAGAUUAAUAUUUGUACAAUUGCUGCUCACAGGUUUGUUUUUAACAACAUCCUUCACUCAUCAACGCGUUGUUUCGCACAGGAUCCGCCGCAGCCAAUCAGGCAGUCCCUCCCAGGUUCAUGACCCUGAGCUGGGAGAGUUCAAGAGGGGGGGCUUCAGAGCAACAGCUGGACCAAGACUGGCCCGUUCGGGGAACACACGGUACAAAGAGACAGAUUGACUUAAACACACACACUGUAUAUUUCCACAUAAGUGUGUGAAAUGUCUUUCAGGGAAAGGCCAUACAGGUGACCUGUUUCACUUGCUGUCCAGCUCUCAUUGAAGGGACUAAAUCCUCCUCAAAAUCAUUCAAAUCAACAUGGCUUUUCGAAGAGUCUCAAUGGAGUUGUUGAGUUCUGGCAGCUUAAGAUAAGAGAUAAGAUAGUCCUUCAUUAGUCCCACAGGGAAAGACUUCAAAUUUCCAAAUUUGUGAGGGAUCUUUAAAGAGAACCCAUCAUGUUUUGUAAAGUAGAUUAAAUUCCUAUGUUGCUUCACCUUGUGGAAAUGACCGUAUGUUGUACAGAGAGUGAAGAUCUGCAUCAUUUAAAGGAAAUGACAUCAGAACAGAGGAAAACAUCUGGAGGACCUUUGUUCAUGCUCAUUUAGACUUUGUGUAUUCAGUAAUUCUUUUUGACCUUUUCACAUGUAUUUAUGGUCUUCUGUGUUUUUUUUAAAUGCAAAUUACACAACCAUCUCAAUUUAUGAAAAAAGGACCAGAGCCCUGAGUAAGCCCUGAGUGAGCCCUGUGCUUUUGUACAUUAAAUUGUUAUAUUAAUAUUAGGCUAUUAUAAGGUGAAGACUUCAAAUAAGCCCAUCAUGGCUUUUUUUGCCUCUCCCUGCACUGUUUCAUUAUUACCUAUCAUGUUUUAUGUUGUACUCUUUAAACAUUGUGCAAAAAAUAAUAAUAAAAAAUAUCAUAAAAUCCAUUUUAAUCAGCACUAAAAACCAAGUGUGCUUUCAUCAAAUGUGAAGGCAAAAUAAAAUAAACUCAACAUGUUUCGACUUUUGAUUCUUUGCACCGUUCUAGAGAUGUGAAGAUGCCUUUUUCCAAGUGGAGCACAGAGCAGGUGUGUGACUGGCUAGAGGAAAUUGGACUCGGUCAGUACAGCAUCCUCGCUCGCCACUGGGUGACCAGUGGUCAGACGCUACAGUCAGCCAGCCUGCAAGACCUGGAGAGGGUACACACACACACACACACACACGCACACACACACACACCUGACAAGACAAUCCUCCAUCAGCCUGCCUGCCAAGUAUUUAGUUCUACCUGUCCGAUCAUUGUCACUGUGUGUCUAUCUAUUUAGCAUUUAUAACACCUGUCGCUGCCUCUUGACUUGCUUGUCAGUUUUGUCUCUGACUGGAUGACAUCAUCCCCUCACCUCCAGACCUUAAAGACUUAAAAACAGGCAACUGGACUGUGUAGAGUUGAGAAGAUGUUUUGCCUCUUAUCCUGGAUAAGAAGAAGACGUUUCGCCUCUUAGAGUCUUCUCAAUGCUACACAGUCCAGUUGCCUGUUUUUAAGUCCUCAAGAAAACCAUGACCUGGACGAAUGAGAAUCUACAUGGACACUCCAGACCUUAAUUUUUGUCUUUUAUCAGGAUCACAUUUUAUAAAAUAAUCCUUUAUAACAUUGUUUUUGUUUUAAUUCAUUUGUCUCCAGGAGCUUGCCAUCAAGAAUGCACUUCACAGAAAGAAGCUUCAGCUGGCCAUCAAGACAUUUAGCAGCAAGCAGCCUGAGAAGUCUGCAGAGCUGGACUACGUCUGGGUCACUCGUACGUUCUCACAUCAAAUGAUAAAAUAAACCAUUUAUUGGGUGAGCAUUGUUCUCAGCUGUGAAUAAACUGUGAUUUUGAAUGUUUUCAUUUAAAGGUUGGCUUGAUGACAUCGGCCUCCCUCAGUAUAAAGACCAGUUUAAUGAAGGAAGAGUGGAUGGACAGAUGCUGCAGUAUCUCACUGUGGUAAGUAUUUGACUCAUGAUAUGAAGGUCAAAUAAACCUUAUUUUAUAUCUUAAAGGGAUAUUCUGGUGUAGAUUUAAGUUAUGAUCAAACACACUGAAACACUGAGUUAGAUGAAUGUUGCAGACUGCUUGCUUCUCCAGUUAUACCAACUUCAGCAAUGACUGAACGAUAACAAUACAGAGCAAGCAUGUGCAAACCUCAAUCAAAAGCCACUCUAUAGCCACUAAUGUGCUCAGAACAGCACCUAACCAUCAACAGUACAUAUAGGGUCCCAGCCAUAGUACUAGCCAUCAAACAUCUAUUUCACUUUGCCUGAUUUCUUUAGCAAAGAGACUAAUCACAACUCACCCACUCUCCUCCAGCAGCGGCUUGUUUGUGGGGGGAGCCCUGAUGAGUCGAUCACAGAGUGCAGCAGAGUUUUGCAGCUAAAGGAAGAAUGUUCAUGAUUAUUACUUCAUGGAAAUGUAAUCAGAGUUCUUGUGUAACUUGUAUGUGAGCUGCAGACACAGUACUUUCUCUGCCUUAGUGUCUCAGUCUGAUCGCAUUUCCAUGAAGUAAUAAACAUAAAUUUUCUGUUGCACCUGAAUGCAAAAUAAGCAAAUAAUGAGUGUGUUAAUUACAUGAAUUUGAAGCAGUAUUGAAUUUAAGGAAAAACAGGUGAAGGUAUAAGACGGUCACUUUCUUUUCUACUUGACAUCAUGUUCCUCAUCCACAUCUCCUCUCCAUCUCAGAACGACUUGUUAUUCCUGAAAGUGACCAGCCAGCUCCAUCACCUCAGCAUCAAGUGUGCCAUUCAUGUUCUUCAUGUCAACAAGUUCCACCCUAACUGCCUGAAACGCAGGCCGGGCAAUGAGGUCAGUCAGUGGGUGUGCCUCUGUGGAAAUGUGUUUUAAUGCUUUUCCACACAGAGUCACUCUCUUUCAUUUCUUUCUGGAAACUCUCUCUUGGUUUAUCAUGUGUAACACUGAACAUCAAAUCCUCAUAUUUUCAAAGGAAACAGUAAAGAAUGUGUUUUUAAAUUUCCAAAAAUGCUUGAAAAUUUUGUAUGGUUAAAGACAUGGUUUGCAUAUGAAGGUGUUUGUGGAUUUCAGAACCAAUUCACUCCUAGCGAGGUGGUACAGUGGUCUAACCACCGAGUCAUGGAAUGGCUGAGAUCUGUGGAUUUGGCCGAGUAUGCACCGAACCUGAGGGGCAGCGGUGUACACGGAGGGCUGGUGGUGAGUACACAUCUUAUUUUAUAUAAACAAUGUCCCUUUACCAGUUACCAUCUCAGACACAAACAUAAACGUAAUUGCUCAAUAAAUAAAUUGAGUCACCAAUACUUGAUUACCAACUCAGCUGAUCGUAGGACCGAAUGAUUUGGCGAUAAAAAAAAUGAUCACAAUAUAUUUUGUCAUAUUGUCUGAUCUCGAUUAUUAUCACGAUUUUUUUUUAAACUGUCAGUUUUAAAUCAUCUGUGCUAAAAAAUAAAGAAACUAGAGAUUCGCUCAACAUUUUAUUAACAUACAAAGUAAAUAACAAAGCAAAUUGAAUAAGAUAAACUUGGAAAAAUAUGAAAAACAUUUUAACUCAACAGUACAACAUAUAUAGAUAAUACUAAAUAAUACAGUGAACUAGUUUACAGUCCUGAGUGUUUUUGCAGGUAUGAAAGACCCAAAAUAAACAAAUGGCCCCCUCAGGGAUAAUGAAGACACCUUAAAAUCUAAACAUUAGAUGAUGUACACGUAGAUGAGAUAAUUGAUUGCUGCUUUGGUCUGUGGCUGCACCGCUAGUUGUAGCUAAACUGCUAAUGCUACUUGUGCCGUCGGCUGAGACAGGCUGUACAGACUCCGCUCGACUUUUCAUGCUUUCCACAAAAUCACUUAGGAAGUACUUCUUCAAAUGAUUAAACAGAUCUGUUUUGUUGUCGGUUUCUGAGGGCACAGACAGCCGACAUACCUUGCGCAAUGCUCAAUGUCACUUUGGAGAUACCUGAACCACUGCCACACAACCGAUGUUGAAUAACUUUUCUUCUCAACAAUACCAUCUUUGGAGGAUGACUCAAAGUCACAGCUGACAUCUAUUUUGCUGCCCUCAGCUCUGCGUAUUGCUCCACAUUCGGUCAUUCUGUUUACUUCUCCAGCAACUUACAGAAGUGAGCAGAAAAAGAUCGACUCUGAUUGGCAGUUGUCUCGCUCAUGUUGUUGUUGCCCUCAGUCUUAAAGUAUUUUAUGUCCGCUUCACAGAUGCUGGAGCCUCGGUUUAACUCUGACACACUGGCCAUGCUGCUGAACAUACCUCCCCAGAAAACCCUGCUGAGACGCCACCUUGCCACUAACUUCAACAACCUGGUGGGAGAGCAAGCGCAGCAGGAGAAGAGAGAGUACAUGGAGGCAGCGGGGUACACCCCUCUCAGCAUUACAGCAAAAGUUAAGGUAAGAUGUUAUGAGUACACACAAAAAUACGCAGGCUAGGAUGCAAUCAGAGAACACACACAGCUAACCAAUCCUGUCUUCCUGUAUACUUGAGAGAAAGGACAUUUAUCUGAGGUGAACCCCCGGUGUGUCAGCUCAGUUUAAGCUGUAAACCCUUCAGUGCGUUAAAGCCAGUGAAAACAGAAGUAAACCCCAGACUGCUGCGCUCCUCCUCACAGCUUUAAGAGCCACUCAUCAACAGCAGCAGCAGCAGCCCUCGCUUAAGUCCCUCUUUGCUCUGCGGAUGAGAAAUGGAGGAGUAAUCCACCCUGAAACACAAUGCACACUUACUGCUGACCCAUUUGUGACCUUGGACCCUUAGAUCUUAAAUUUCUUAUUCUACUCCAUGGAAUCUGAAUAUAUAUGUGGGUGAUUUGUUGAGAAACAAUAAAAGGAUCUAAAAGAGAAAACACCUCAGAGAGCUUUAUUUCUGUUUAGCUGAAAAGUUUUACGUAGUGAAAGCAAACUUAGAGGACACAGUUGGACAUGCAACUUUUUUGGAAUUACUUCAUACUUAAAUAUGUAGCGCAAAGUCAGAAUAACUAUUAAAAACACUUCAAACUGAAUUUAGGGUUUUUAGAAGAGGCAGAACUUAGGGUGUCCACCCCCGGUCAUCUCUUUGGGCACCCCAAUUCAAGGCAGUUUUAAGUUGAUAAACCAAUAGAUAGCAGGGCUCGGACCAGAAAAGUCUAGUUUUUGUGAUAGUCAUGCCAUCAAUGAUUCAAACAGUCAAAUCUGUCUCAUUCCUCUUUCUCCAGCCAAAGAAGUUGGGUCUGUCUAACCUGACUCACCUCAGGAGGAGGAGGUCAGACGAAUCUACGGACUAUGUGUGUCCAAUAGAGCCAUCUUCUCCACAGGCAGGACAGUCCUCUGCUAACGGGGUGCAGGUCAGGCCUUAUACCGGCUUUAGAGGCCUAAGCCCCAUCCUGGACCGAGAGCCUGACCGCCCCAGAGACCAGGUGGGGCACGAUGACAGCAGAGCUGACCCAUCUCCAUGACAACAGCCUCAACAACGUCAUGUCGAUACUGUGUCAACAUGCUUCCCAUAAGCCUGUGGGCACUGCUACUACUCUGCUUCCUUUGCUUGUGGCCCAUAAUACCUCAGCCCAUCUCCUCCCUUCUCCUCUUAACCCCACCCAUCAGCCCACCCUGUGCCUUUUGAGUGGAGAGAUUCACAAACACCUUGGUAACCCUGAUGACUGUGCUGCAGUCCCAACUGCUUGUCAAGUAGGGUGUGCUAAGAACAUGAAUCCACACACUUGAAGUAUUUUGAUUUCAUUUCCAGUCAGACGCCUGACUAACCUAACCUCAGCCUCCGACCUGUGCCAUGAUCUAACUUAUAGUAGGACAACACAGCAUCACCCUGGACUCCAUUUCCUGUGACAUUACUUCCCAUAAUCCAUACAGUCAAUAUGGAUAUCUGUUGUUGUACAGUAUUAAGUCUUUCUUAUAACAUUUGUGCAUCAUCAUUAGAGGUCUUUAUACGUGUGAAUCAGUCACCUGCAACUUUGAUUUUACAAUUUGAUGGAGUUUUGCCACAUGGUUGAGAUGAACUUGUGCAAUAUUUGCAUCAUAUUGAGGAGGGAUUUUAUUUAAUAUUUAUGUCACUACAGGAGAAAUGAUGAAAAAGCAUGUCUGGUUUCAACCUGAGGUGAUGAUUUUGUACUAUUUUCAUAUUUACAGUAUUGCUGUAAUAGUAUUUUUAUAGUAAAGAAAUCUUGCUUCAUAUAAGGAAGCUAUUUGUGCUCAUGUAAAUGUAAAAAAAAGAUUUAUCAAAUCAUUUAAUAAACAAAAUCAUAUGUGUGAAAAAUGAACUCCUUCCUUUAAAAGCAAAGACAGAAAUGUAGUAGAUGCAGACAUUUAAAGCUAUAACUCAUAUGUCUUUUAUUGAGUUUAGAUCUAAAGGAUAUCAGACCACCCUGUAGAAAAAAAAAAAAAAAAAUUGAGUGAAGACAUUUCUAUUUUGGGAUGAUAACAGAUGUGGAAAAUGUAAAGCAACAAACUCCUUUAUGUGGAGUGGCAGUGGAGAGCAUGCCUGAGUAACCCUCAUCAACCACUAACCAGCUUUCAUUAUCACUGUAUUCACCUUCAUGGAUGUCACUGUCAUGACUCUAUGUGACACCGGCUUCCCCCUUGGCAAACCAAUUUGGGCCAAGAUGGCUGCUGAUCAUUACCAUGGUAACCAUGACGAAGAGUGAGUGCAUGGAGGAUGACUCGAUGCCAGUAAAUAGCUUUCUGCAUACUUACAAGAAUGCAUAUUACAGUAAUUGUUACACAGUACCGCUGUAAAACUCAUGAUUGUUUCAAUGCUAUCUGUCUUUUAAUGGGUUCAUUAGACCCUCUGUGUGUGUGUGUGUGUGUGUGUGUGUGUGUGUGUGUGUGUGUGUGUGUGUGUGUGUGUGUGUGUGUGUGUGUGUUUGGUGUGUUGCAGAUGGCGAUCACAGAGGGUACCAUGUUGCAAAUAGAAGCUCUGUCUGAAAGCAUCAACAACCUCACAGUAAGCACCAACAUGCACAAGCUGUUACUAAUGAUGUGUGCAGCUAUUGGCCUACCAAAUAUAACUGCUCCUCAUGGCUUGUAACAAAAGUUUGAGACAGUCAGUCAGUCAGUUGGGAAGCUUCAGACAGUAUUUGAGAGGGUAAGAAUCACUGAAACACUACAGAUCUCUGCAAAAAUAAGAAGCUUUAUCGUGAUUGGUGGACAGAAACCUGCUCUGCUAUGUGUCAUGAAGUGCUUCAACUAGUCAGAUGCCAGUUUUGGUUCUUUGACUCCUGACUGAUAGUCAUGUGAGAGUCUGGCCCUAAGGCUUUGGAUAAGAGACUCUACAAACCACUUUUUUGAUGUCUGCCAGCAACAACUCAAAUGAUUAUCUAUUGUGGAGAUAACUGUAUCAUUUGAGUAUUAGGGAAACAUUCACCAUCAUAAAUUCACACUAUUGUUUAUCAUUUUAUCAAAAGUGUCAUUUUGUUGAAGCAAAAAUUUAACUGACAUGGUAUCAAUUAGGGUUGCUGUGGGCAUUAAUAACUCUACUAUCACAAUUAUGAGGUCAAAUAAUGAACUGGAGCCAGCAGCAUCAAGCAAAGCAUCAGAAUAAAGACAAGAACUGGGUUUGCACACUAAGGAAAGCCCUUUUAAAGUUCUCGUAUUCAUGUUUUAUCCAUUUCUAUCUGGUGCAGCCAAAACAGUGAAUAAUAAGGAGAAUAUGCCAAGUGCCAGACAGGCUAGUAGAUCUGGUCAGGCUCUGAACAUGUCUCCUCUUGUUUUUUUCUCUUUGUGCUGAAAUAUAAGCUGCAAAUUAUAGAUUAAGUGUUGCAUAUACAUUUGAAAGAAUGUUUACUUUAUCAUAUUUUAUACUUUUGUUAGAAAGAACAAGCACAUCUUGAGUAGUUUUACCACUCAGAAAUUAAGGCACUUUUACAGUAAGCAGUGUCUACAAUGGUGAAUGAAAUUAAAUGUAAUUAAUAAAAUCAUGAAGCAGACAUAUACCAUACAAUAGGGCUGCACGAAUUUGGCCAAAAAUAAAAUCCUGAUUUUUUUUCUCUGAUAACUCCAUCUUAGAUUUCAAUUUCGACUUUUUAUUUAGUGACAACUUCACCAAAUUUCACUUUAAAACAAAUUGAAGUUUUUCUAUCAUCUCUCAAAACGAAACCACUGAAAACAAUGUAGUGCGUAUGCCAAGCCAGUAAGUGGCACUGUCACACUGCACAGAAAAUGCACAAAAGACAGAAGAAGAGUACAAAACCUGCAUACAAAAGUUGUUUUGGCCAGACACGCGCAGGCGCCAUAAAAGAGAUAAGCUGUGUGUCACAAAUUUUUUUCAAGAAAGAUGCAGAAAGGCAUCCACACAGAGAUGAAAUGGAUGAACGGAUUUAUGCACCCUCUGACCCAUUUUCAAACAAAUACUGUUUACAGCCACUCAAAACGCUUUUACUGUGUCGAUGAAACGCUGAUAUGACAAAAAGCUUUUGCAUUUACUCCUGAAUUUGUUUCCGUGUGGACGGGUUGAUACCGCCUUCAGACAGACUUUGCAGCAGGGAGUGGUUUGCUCUUCAUCCAAAACUGCAAAGCCAUAACAAUUCCACAUGACUGACUUGCUCUUGCCCUAUUUAGCCACGAAAAUAUUGCCUUCUUGUGCAAACGCCAUAUUUGUUUACACUGGUGUGUAUGGGAACUGGGGAGCGCUCUCACAGAAAGGGGGAGCCUACGAUGGCCUGGAGGCGCAAGACACGAUAGAGAGGAAAAUCAAUUUGAUUUUAAUUUUCUUAACAUCGCCAUAAUUAAAUAAUCUGAUUACGAUUAUAAAUCGAUUAAUCGUGCAGCCCUAUCAUGCAACGUGCUCAGGCAGCCUCUUCUAUGGCUCUGCAUUUGCAGCAAUAAUACUGGUAUGUAGAGUUGAUUAUCUGGGUCAGUUAAACAUCCGUAACAUGCUCUGUGGUCAUAUUUCAAGGUACCACUUUAGAUCUUGUGGCUUGUUUGAGUAGCAAGCAAAGGUAGAGGCAACCACUGCAUCAAAUGUUGUCACUGAUGCUGCAGCAAGAAUAGAUAUUAGAUAUUGUUACACAUGAAACGUCCACAAUAACUGCAGGAGAAUAAAGCAAAUACAGAGAUACAGUUGAACAUUCUUAAAUUGGGUAAAUGUACUUUAUUUGUAUGUUGUGUUGGCUCUACAUGCUGCCUUUGUACAAUGAUCACUCAAACAACCUACUAUUUUAAGGCCUGCUAAUGCUGGAGUCUGGGGUGAAAUGGAUUAUGCGCUGAUCUGGGAUGACUCUAAAUUCAUUUGAAUUUAUAAUUGGUGUAGUUUGUAACAAUAAAAUAAUAAUUUGUUGAAAAACUGGACACCUUCUCUGAUUAUUUCUCCUAAAGAAUCAUAUUGACCAAAAAUCCUCAACUCAAAUCUGGCCUCCAUAAUCCAUAAGUCUUAUUUGUUCUGUUUUGCCAAAUAUAAUGGUGCUAAUUUUCUUUUCUAACUGGUCCCAGCUCAAUGGCAGACACCAACUCCCAAGCUCUGUAACCCAUAACUAUUCCCAUGAUGCUUUGCUUCCAGUAUCUGCUCGGCCGAGAUGAGCUGCGGAGGGAGAUGAGACGGUCUCAAACUACAUUAAUCUGAAGAACAAUGAACCGGCACUUCUCACUCACUAAUGCUGUCAGGCAGUCUGACCCUGUACUGUACCUCAAACUCCGGCCUAACACUGCGACCAGAAGCUGACACAUCCUCUUCUACCAGCCGCUGAUACCUCAUGUAACAACUACAUAAAACUACAGAGUGGACAAAGAAACACAAAGGGACUUAUGUGGAAAGCAAUCAAGACUUACUUGAAAUUAUUCUCCAAACUUUCUCUCAUAAUAAACUGAACUUCCUUAAAGCCAUUUGAGGAUUUUUUAUUAUUUUUUUUACCUCCUGUUUUCUAUGCAAUGCUUCCUCUAAUGUUAGUACUGACCAAUGUGUACUGUACUGUAUACUCUGUGUGGGUAUGUUGGUUGGAAAAAUAGGACCACAUUAGCCGUCACUUCUUCUGUCGUAUUCACAUGAUGUACAGCAGACAGCAUUAUCUCCUUUUUUAUGACCUUCUAUGACUAUACAAUUUAAAGUGAUCGCGAGAGACCAUAUUACAUAAUGAAAAUAUUGUUGAGCCAAAUUUUUAAGUGUCAUCAUUUUGAAUUAAGACACACUUUACUGGCAAUAAAUAUGAAUAAAACAAAGUGUGUGCUUUUUGUUUUGUCAGAGCAGUUCUAUCAGAGGCCCUCAAUGGAGACACUGAGGCUGGGUGGGGCAAAAACUUUCCCAUGAUACUUGCAAAAGAAGAAUUGGAUUAUUUCAUUUGAGAAAAAUUAGUAGAGAUGAUCUGUUCAGUCAAACACUCCACCAAAACAACUCUGAAGAGUGCAGACUUGCAAAAUAGAGGACGGAAGAGAAUAACCAGACUUCCUCUGACACAGAUGGUGAUGAUGAUAUGACUGCAUUCAAGCGUGAACGGAAAUGAAGCAAGAUACCAGUAAUACAGUGUAUACAGUUAUUUAGAUGCAGUUUUACCUUUGUUUCGUUUACCCUAUAGCAGAUAUUUCAAACUGUCAAAUGGUUCACCAAUCAUGCAUAUUUGUCACAAUAUAUAUACUAUUAGGGAAGAAAAUACAUGUUCUCAGAAGUACCAUGUUCUGCUGCAUUUUAUGCUUUGGCUUUCCUUUUUUUUUAACUUUUCAUUUUUUUAUUCCUGGGACUGUCUUAUCUCAUGUCAAUCCUGAUCAAGCAGCAAAAUUUUUGUUUGUUUGUUUAUUUGGUGAAAAAGCUGUGACAGACCUACUUGAACCACCCUCCCCAGAACCUAGUGGCAGCAGAUACAUGUAAGUGACCACCUAGUAAACAUAGCGGAUUGUAUUACAGGUACAUGGGACUCCACUGGAUGUUAAUCUGUGUUGACUGGGUCUGGAUAGGUAGAGGAGGAAUGUUUGAUUGCAAUAAUAUCAUAAUAUAAGUUUUAAGUCAGGACAACAUGCCAAUGUGUUUUCUUGACUUGUUCAACUGAACCCAAGAAAAGUCAAGGCUGCUUAAACCAUUUUUCACAUGGGUGUAUAUUUGUUGUGUGUUUAUUUAUUUAUUACCCUCUGAAUGAGCUGAAAAUGAAACUGGUAUGGUUGUGCUCUCAUUUCAGUGAUCACAGACAUAUUCAUCUGGAAAUGCGUUAUAUUCAUGUUUAUUUGACCCUGAGUCCCUCUUGUUCUGUACCUGCAGUACCACAGCCCUGUUGUUGUUGAUGCAGCUCAUCUGUCCGCUUAGAAAGGAAAUAAAAUCUCAAACUUUGAUCCACCAAAUAUGGAUAUAACAGCACAAACAACAACAACAACAGAAAGUUAAUGUAGCAUUGUCAUAAUGUUUGACUGACGAGUUAAAGACACUGAGACGUAAACUUGAGCUUUAGUGAAGGGAUGGAGGAGGUAACCUCAGUCUAAUUUAAGCACAUACACAGUGUUCGUGUUUUACGCAGGCUUUUGUAAACCAAGUGACACUGAAAGAUCCUGCAGCUGGACUACUUUACAUAAAACUGAUGUGCAACUGGUCAGUUUGGAUUCUCAAUAUUGACACUUAUGUAUCUCCUAAUUAUGCAGUCAUCAUUAACCCACAGCCUACAUGAAAAAGUACAGCUUUUACAAACCAAAACUCCACUCUCAUCAUCUUUGUAACCUUAGAAGAGCUCCAGACUAAAAACUCCUGACCCAGUCUUCAUGUCCUCGUUUGUGCUUCUUCCUCCUCGAAGGAGUCAGUUUAACAUUUUGUUUACUCAUCAAACCCUUCAAGCUUACCCUGGUCCCCAAGCUGCUGCUACCUGUUAACUGGUAAGAUGAGUCUUUUGUUGACUUACCUAAAACUCGACAAGUUACAAACACCCCACCCAUGCUGACCGUGUCAGGAGAAACUCCCCCUCCAAACUUGGGAUAGAAAACCUUUAUGCUGCUGUAGGUUCUGUACAGACCAGUAGACUGGGUUUUACAUACUCUGCAGGAAUACACACACUCUGUAUCUCAGCAGGGCAGGAGACAGGAGCAGAGGGCAGGUUGUGGACUUGGAACUACAGAAACAUCUAGACCCAUCCUGGUGAGUAUCUGGAAGCAUUUUUAAUGUGUGUUUUUAAACAUUAGACCAUUUUUUGUUUCUGUUUGAGCGCAGAAGUUGAAAAAGCAAGAGCCAGUAUGUACUUAAUGCAGGAAUAACCUACGUUAUCAAUGAAUGGACAGAAGCAGAGUUACUCUUGCUUAACAAACCAAACACUGGCUGAUGCAUUCAGGUAAUGAUGUGUGAUCUAACAUCAAAGUUGUGUGUUUUUCAAGUGUAUAAGGGAGACCAACCUCUGA